This is a messenger RNA of Xyrichtys novacula (pearly razorfish), 64737 nucleotides long. NCBI's taxonomy places the organism in Eukaryota, Metazoa, Chordata, Actinopteri, Labriformes, Labridae. The record is from the annotation of a GenBank genome assembly.
GGAAGCUGGGGAGGCUUUGGCGGCUUGGGAGACCCUUUAACUUGAAAUUUUAACUGGUAAGCAAAGAAAGGGAGAAAAAGCACCAUUAUUUAUAUUUUUUACUCCCUGCAUGGCUUUGCAUCUGCUUGGACUUCAAUUUUUUUCCAUCCUCUGCUGCCAUAUGGACCCAGAAGGACAACAGCUUCAGGAAUAAGGAGUGAGAAGACUGGGCUGCACCUUGACGGAGUUAUAAAAACUGUCCAGAAGUGCAAGAAUCAAGCAAUGUCAGACCCGGCCUGCCUUUGGAUGUAUCUGAAAUAACAGCUGCAGUCUGGCCUCUUUGUCUUCUUUCCAGAAUCUCAGCACCUUUUUGGCCUUUUGGGUCCUUCCAUCCUUACUGCCUCACCUGUUUCUCUUGUUUUAGACAGAAAACGUGUGUUUUAAUUCAAAGAGAGAGCAAUCAAGUGCUAAAAAAAGGGAGUUAGUAUGCCAUCCUAUAUUUAACCUGCAGCCUCAGAAGGCAUUGCAUCUCCGUUUGCUAAACACAGUCCACCAAUCAGGCUGUGGCAUUAGCUUACAUGUCAAAUAGCUGAAGCACUGUUGGGCAGCUGUCGCCAACCUUCAGCUAGGAGGCAUAGCUCUUUGAACUGUGUUGUGGCAAGUGAGGGAGGAGGGGCAGCAGCAGAGGCCUGUCAGAGAGCAGUUUAGUGUCUCAACACCCCUAAUGUGUAAUUUUCUUUGUGUCAUUAUUGAUUUACACUUGUUGAGCAGCUUGUGAGGCGUGUCACACAUUGUUAUCACUUUGUUUAGAUUUGAAGAUAGACAGAAAGUUGGAUGUCAGUCUGAGACCCUAGUGGAUGGCAAAGUGAAGCUCCCUUACUGUCAGGAAAUACUGCGUCAAUCUUUCACUGGUAUGGCAUGCAAAUUUAUUUAAAUCGAUAUGACAGUGCUCUGUUACUCAGCCGUGUGUUGAUUAAUGUUCCUUUUCUUGUAUGGGGUGAUUUUGUUCAAUGAGGAAUGGCUGACUGUAUCCUCAAAUGUCACUUAUGCAGUUUAUUCUUGCAGUUUCUGAUUUGAACCUUAGUUAGAGCGGUUUAAAAUCAUGAUUCAGAUUUUGGUACGACCAUUGGAGCAUUUCAAUAAACUAUGCCAUUAUGAUAUAAGCUCCCAUGUUAUCAGUGUUUCAUACAUGCUCUAAAAAUGACAUCUGUGUUUUGUGUAGAGCCUCUAAAACCGUCCCAAAAUGGCGGAAAGUGGUGAGGAAUUUGAGGAAUAUGAGGAGGAGGAGGAAGAGGUGGUGGACGAGGUAAGUGGAGCGUUCUCAUAUUUUUUUUUUGACAGUUUUUCCUCUUUUUUUUUACAAUCAAAUUAAGCUAAUCUAUGUAAUUUAAGUCUCAAUAUUUGUAAAAAAAAAUGAUGUGAUUUAUCAAAUUUGGUAUAUUAAGGUUACAUAUCCAAACUGCAGCCUACUAGCAGGGCCCUAUGAAUAGUUGAGUUAAUGACCCCCUCCAGUCAGCAGUUCAGGGAACCAGGCGCCCAUGCCAUGCUGGUGGAUCCUGUUUCAGAGGGACCCCUUCUGAUGGGUUUUAAGUCCUGGAUUUCCCUCUACAGCUGAGUAAAAAUCAAGAAUAUUUCAAAAUGAAGAGGAUUAUGAAUGUUAGUAUUUUAAUGGGGCAUUUACUGUAGUCCCACAGAAGCACAGAUCCUUUAACCAGAGGCCUUGCUUAGUAUCUAAAAGUAUCACGGCUUUAUAAAGUAGUGACAUACUUGUUAAACAACUUUAAAAUUGUAAAAUAAAGCAGUUAUUCCUGCAGAAAACAGCCACAUUCAUUCAAUUCGAAGUUUUGAAAGAGGUGAUAAGUUUUUAUCCAAUCUUACAUAAGGAUGAACACAUUAUACAAAGCUGUAGUGUUACCCAACUUAUGGAAGCAUCCUUCCUGUGCAGCAUACCUAGUCAAAGAUUCAGUUACAUACAGUUUAGGGGUGUGCCUGCUUCAAGAAGUAGCUGUAUGUCAUUUUUAGAUAACCUCUCCCUCACGUUUCACUUCAUUCAUAUAAUAUGGUGUUAGUUUCUUUUUCAGGAUGUUUUUGUGUAUAUAUAUUUUCUAUGAAAUCUUGUGCUGCUCAAGGUCUCCGUGCCAGUGUCCAAUGGAAGAGUGAAAGCAGAAGGCUAACAGCUUAAUCCCAUAUUUCCUGGUGAAAUAGGAUUAAAGUUUGCCUUGUAUUUGCCCUUAAUUAAUAUCGCUGAUAUCUUAUAGGGGAGCAUGAAUGGUCAUUGUUGCUGUCACCUCUUUACUUUAUCGUAUACCAACAUUUGGUUGUCAUUCAUCUCCUGUAUAACAUAUCAACUGUUUCAAAUAGAUUUACCAUCUUUACUGCAAAGAUGUAAAUCAUUUGGGAGGCAGAAAAUACUCACAAACCAUAUACACUCUGAUUUCACUAGUACUUUCAUCUGCACUGUGGAGAAAAGCUGAAUUUACUUUGACUGAAUAGUAAGACGGCUUCUUAUUUAUUCUACAGAAUGGGGAGAAACAUAGUGCUCUUCAGGUCGAAUAAUACUAAUAUAACUACACAAUCUAAGUUUUAGACAGAGUUUGAUUACAACUGUAAGUAUUUGGAGUUUUGAUUUGAGAGUCAUAAAUAAUUACAAGCAGGAAUAUUUCCUUUCGAUCAACUCAAAAAGUGACAGAACUCCUCAGGUCAUCGAGGGGAGGGGUGUAGAGUUCUCUGUCUGGCAUUCAGACAAAUUUAGAAGUGGACAUCUACGGCACAUUGGCAGAGAGAUGGGGUGAAGGGAGAAGUUAAGGUAGAGAAAGUGAGCGAGGGCGAGGGAGUGGGGGGGGUGGGCAAAUGAGACGAGCUACUGUGCAGUAAAUCAGACUGAUAGCCUGGAGAGUUUUGACGCCACAGUGGGAGAUAUUUGCUUAGGAGAGGAGGAUGCAUGGAAAAACUGUAUGAAGGGUGAUACAGCAGUUGUUUAUACAUUGCUUUGGAGGGAUGAGAGAUAUAUUUGUCGAGUUGAUCAGUCUACACUUAUGGUUCUCUCCUGUCUGAUAGAUUUGAAUAUCGAAGCCUCUUACAAAUGUUGAUAAAAUGAUUGAGAUGUUCUUUCUCUCAGCUCUGGUUGGUACUAGAUUUUAGGUAGAUUUAAAGGAACACUCAGUAGUUUCCUGUUCAACCAAGUGGACAUAAAUGUUCCACCGAGACAGUUUCUCAGCAGAGGGAAAUAAAAAUCCAGACGCGAUGUGAGCAAGACAGGCUAUUCACGGCACAGUGGGCUGAAGUCAGAGGUGCUUAAUUUUAAAAUAAAACUGUCCCUCUAAAUGGAUAAAGCUCUCUCUCUUAUUUCAGGUGGUAUUUAAUGAUGCUGAAACUUCUCAUGAUCCAGCCAAUCUGUCUGUUUUCCCUUGAAUACAACAGAGAAAGGAUUUCAGGGGAAGAAAAUAGUGCUAACAGUAUUACAUCUAUCCCUAAAAAUGGCAUAAUUGUUAUUUCACAGAAUCUCCAGGAGUAAAAAAGUUAACUUUUUAAAAUAUGCACAACUUUUUCCCUUAAAAAUCGAGAUGCUGUUAAAAAUUUGACCCUUCUUCCUCUGAUUAAAACACAGUUGAAUAAACUGGAAUCUAAGUGACAGAGAGGGGUGGACGAUAUAGCAAAAAAAAAAAAUUAAAAUCUUUUUAAACUAAUUACCCUGUUUAAAAUCUAGAGUACUAAAAUAACAGAGAAUUACAGACCACUUGGGCCAAAGUACCUCUUUUUUUUUUUAUAAAUGAUUAUAAAACUAACAAUGGUUUAUAAUGGUAAAUAACAACAACACUCAGGAUAAAGCACUCCUGCUAAAAUGCAGCUGGCUAAUCAGCAUUUCAGUCAAUUCACUACACUUUGUUUCUGAGACAGCACUCAGUCCUUCCAGAACUGUUUAUUUUAAUCAUAGGUAUAUGCUACUUUCUGGAUGGAUUUCACUAUUUAGAAAGAUUUAAACAUCACCAACAUCAUUAUCUUAUGGUAACACCAGAAAAGGAUAAAAGCAGUGAAACUAACUGAAAAGAGAUUUAAAAAAAACAACUUAUCAAGCUAGAACUUAAACUUUGGCAUGAACAUGUAAUAUAGUACCCAAACAGGCAAAUCUGUUGAGACAAGAGUAAGCACGUAAACACCAAUCCCUCCAAAUUUACGAUGAUAUACAUGUAAGAGACGGGAAGUUCAUUCUAUUGUUUAAACCAAGUAAGAAUUCAUCUGUCUUUACCCUCCUGAGUGGGUUACCAUCACUGAGUGAGACGGGCUUCAACAAACAUUCAGGAAAACUAAAAUGUAGUGUUAUCAUCCUGAGCAUUCUUAUCGUUAUAAUGCAGUAAAUCCUUUUAGUGUGGUUAAGCUUGUGGUCUGCAUCAGAGCAGUUUGUAUCUGUGUAAAGAAUCCGUCUGUUUCUGAGCAUAGAUUUGCAACAGAUAGAAUGUGCUAAUACUUUGACAUCUGCUGAUCCUGGAUCCCUACUGAUUGAGAAUUUCCCAGUUUGGGAUCAAUAAAGUAUACCUAUCCUAUCCUAUAUACUACCAUCCAUUGCACACCCUUAUGACCAAGUUCUCACAAAUAAAACCAAAAUUUUGCACUAUGCUAGAUGGAGUUAACUAGUCCUAAAAGGAGAUGAGGGUUGUGUGAACAGACGUGCGGAUUAUAAAGCUGUCUAAACAGUUUGUGUGCUGCGGUGCGCUGUAGCAACUGAUAACUGGGACAAUAGUCUAUGUAAUGACAAAAUAAGAAUAGGAUUAUAGUCAUGUGAGUGUCUGGUUUUUAUAGACGUGGACUCAGAGUUUAAAGUGGUCUGGUUCACAUAACUCAGAUCAUAUUUAUGUCUGUGUUUCCCCUGUAGAAUACAGGCUCCAUUAGACCGCAGUCACAAUCACAUUCACUGCUGAGGGCGAGGUCUUUAAGUGAAAGAGGAAUCAGUUUAAUACAGAUUGGGACAGAUAUCUGAUAAAACUUUGCUUUUAUACAGUUGAGUGGUUAUUUUAGAGCAGAACAGCUGUUCACAUGGUGUAAAGUGGAUUAUAUUCGUGGAAGUGACAGAGAUAGAUUGGUGCCAGAGCUGAAGAAAAAUCACCCUCAAUCCUGUGAAAAGUACUGUGCUGUUUCUCCCGUCACCUCUGCUGGCAGUUUUGAAACUGCAGAGUAUGUCUUGUAUUUGUAGUAUUAUGAGGAGGUGGUAACAACAACAACAUCAUCAACUGUCACUGGGGAAAAGACUGAGUUACUGCAGGUAAAGCACCCCCCUCCCAAGGAACAACAGUGCAGACAGAGGAGGAAAUCCUUCCCUUUUGUCUUGACUGCAUCCCCUUUCUUGUCUGCAUGGCUGAAUGGAUGUCCGGCUGUCUGGUUAUUUCAUUAAAGGCAUUUAUGUCUGUCUUUCCUCUGGGUCAGAUUUGUAUGAGUAAGCCUCUCAAGUUAGUAACUGCUUAAAGUCUGCACGAGCACUCAAGUCCUUUGCAGCCACAAUAAGUCAUUGUCAAAUUUGUCUUUUUUAGUGCACUUUAAAACAAACUCAAAUCUUUCUAUGUGUGAUUGUCUCAUUUCUUGUCUUAAGUCUCUUGUUAGCUUACUGAAGUUUCUUGAAAUACAAUAUUACCUUGUAUUUAUAGACACUUACGUAAGCUUUACUUGCCGCACUUGCAGCUAUUUUUACCCAUUAAAAGCAAUUCAGACUGUAUUUCUAGCAUACAGUAUCUUAAAAUAAGGUGUUAUAUCUGGACUUACCAGGUCUAUAUGACUUAUUUUAAGUGUCAUGAGAUAUCGUGAUUAGAAAUAAGACACAUUCACUAAGAUUUGAGUUUUGCAGUGCAGUUUUGUCCUUUGUGCAGUUAGAUUCCUGUUGCUUCAUAUCCCAACAGAUGCAAUACUAUAACUUGGAUAUCUGUGUAUGUAUAGUGCAUGUGAAGACAGAUGCUUUUAGAUACUAAAGGACAUACUCUAUGUUCAACACUCUUCCUUAUUCUUUUUUGGGAGUAGUUUGUCCUUAAGUCACCCUUCAUCCACUAUAAUCUCCAUGUCAUUAUCCUAACAACUCCAUCCAUGUAGGAUUUGUGUUUUUGUUUCAUCCAUUUGUCUUUAAUUCUUGGCAUGUACUGUUUUAAUCACUAAAGGUGAGUCUUUAAAGUAAACGAUUUACAAUCAAUAUCAAUUUGGCUGGAAGUUUCCUUUUCAUCUCGACAAAAUCAAAUCAAUAUCUAAUCUGCAAAUUUGUUUCACAUUUGCAGAUCACCUUUAGAUAAUUGGUUUGUAAUGUGUCAUUCAAUCCUUCUCCCUGUCUGUGAUCAGAACCUUGUUGUUGUUAUAAGUGGAUGUAGUUUGACAUCCUGGUUAGUGUGUUUCCUGUAUUCAGAGAGACGUGGGUCAUUCUGCUUGUCAGGUGGUUAAUUGUGUUUUACUCUGUUCUCCUCCAGUCUGGCUUGCCUACCAGGAGAGUCAGGAAGAGGGCCAAAGUGGAUACUUCCAAGUUCAUGACUCCUUACCUGGCUCACAGCCAGAAGAUGCUGGACCAGUUCAGCCAUGUAGGCACCAAGUUUGGGCUUAGACCCAAACUCAAGACUGCAUGAACUCUGUUUUUUUUUUUGUUAAAAACCAGUUAAUUCUCAGUCAUUUGAAUAUUUCUUUAACACCAACCUGUUAUUAAAACUUUAAUAAGUUUCAGAGUGCAGUAUUAUUAUUCUUCUCAAUGUGGUUUUCCCUCAUCUUGACAGAACAAGUACCGACAAGCUUAUGACUUGUCCAGAGGGCAGCCUCCUGCGUUCAUCUCUGACACCCCUGAAAUGAUUCGCAUCAGGAAGGCCCAGGAGCAGCUAAGCGAGGUACUGCUGUGAUCUUGGGUGACAAAGAAGAACAGUAGGAUAUACAGCAAUAAGUGCCAUACAGAUAUUGCUGUAAAUAUAAAUAUGAUUUUGUACUAGUAUGUGCAUCUGGAUUUUAAUCAUGUUGAGUUAGGUUUAUGAUGACCAGUUUGGAAUUUGGAGCUGGUAUGAUUUCUGCUUUGGAUAAAUGAAGAUAUCACAAAUAUGAGGAUAAGGUUUUAAAAUUGUUUGCUGUUGCUCUUGUCAUUGAUAUUCACAUGUUGCGUGUAUCACCAUCAGGUUAAGUACCGCAUGGAAGGAAACAAGGCUCGCAACCAGAGCUUGUAUGAUGGUGAGGCCAAGGAUGUCGUCCAUGUCAAGCGUGUGUCUGACCUGAUCAGCAAGGUGAGUGGACUUAUUUGAAAACAAAAGACAAAUCCUUUUAAACAAAUGGAGGCUUCACAAUUAUGCUGCUGCUGCAUUUGUCUUGUAUAGGUUCUCUACAGGCAGAAGUGGGAUGAGACUAAGGAUAGGUACCUGCUGCCUCCUGAUGCUCCUGAGUUGGUCCAGGCUGUGAAGAACGCUGCUAACUACAGCAAAGUAAGCGCCAUUCAGCUUUAGGCACUUUUUUUUAGAGAAGAAAGGGAGACUUUUUCUGAAAUUGGCCAAACAUAGUUUAUUAUCAAUUUUUUUAAUGUUAAUUUUGUAACCUUUUUGUUCUCAGAAACUUUACACUGAGGACUGGGAUGUGGAGAAGACCAUGUACUACCCGUACAGCGACAGCCCUGAGCUGCGCAGGGUGGCCAAGGCUCAGGAGGUCCUCAGUGAUGUGAGUUCAGUUCAAUGUCUACACUAGCACUGUUAAGUCCUAGUCGACUGGUUGACUUAUUGGUCGAUACAUGCUAAAUCAACCAAAAUUUUAAUUGGUCGAUUCGAUUCUUUUCCGCGUCAAUUUACAGUCCAUGAUUAAUUUCAUAAGGAGGAAUGUACCAAGUGUUAAUGGGGAUGUUUUUAGAGCACCCCCGUUUCACACUUAACAGCCUGUCUCAUAACACCCCUCUUGUUUUCACCAUUUUGGAUUCGCCCAACCCAAUGGGUACCAGCUGGAGACAGGACGAUUGUAGAGCAUCCAUGUUAAUCAACGUUCAGUGGUUUGCUGAAUAGAAGAUUUGUGUAUAAUUGCCUUCUUGUGCUUAUAUCAGUAUAUUUUGACCCCGCCGCAGAAGUGUUUGCCCGGGUCAGAGUCGGAAAAUCCCCCCACCCCCCACCUCCAUUAGUCAAAUUUUUGGUCGGGAAAUUCAGGAUUGUAGUCGACCAAGAGUUUCUUUGGUUGAUUACAGCUCUAGUCUACACAUUAUUUCAACAGCAAAACAUAAAAAAAAUAAAAAAUAAAAAAUAAAUAAAUAAAUAAAAACAUGAAAAACCAAAUUUGAGCCCAGGAACGAUUUAGCUGGAAAAAGGUAAAAAAAGAAAAAAAAAAAAGAAAAGAAAAGUCAUAUCAGGGUUUUAUCUAUUUGAUCCAAUUACUUAAUGAAUGUUUUUGGCAGGAUAUCUCAUAGCCAUCCAUUCUUUAGGAAACAAUAAAGAAUAUCUCACAAAUUAUUUAAUUGCUUGUCUUCCGCUAUCCGUCACACAGACAUGCACAUCUUUUAUUCUUCUGUCGCCUCAGGCUGAGUGGUUUGUGCUGAGUAAGAUGUAACAUAGAAUUAGUAGCUAUUUCCUCUCACAUUGUGGGCAAUUAAAACAGCCGUUUGUGCCUCACUUGUAGGGAAUGUAUUUAUCUUCUUUCGAGAUCCAUUUAUUUGUGCUGAGUCAGGUGUAACAUACAAAGUGUGACAGUUUCCAGUGUCAUCUCAGUUUGCAAUGACCGUUUCUUAUCCUCUUCUCUGUGGAGCACAAUUGCCUUUGGCCUUUUCUGCUGAUGUAGAAAAAGUCACCAAUCAAUGUAGAGAUAAUCUGGAUGAGGCAGACUGUGCUCUAAGGUCAGCUACUGGUGAUAAAGAAUUAACCCUUUUAAUUUGAACCCUUCCUGUGAUUUCCCUCCUGCAGAUUCACUACAAGAAGGGUCAUGAUGAGCGCAAGGCCAAGUACACCUCCCUGGCUGAUCCUCCUGAGGUGCAGCUGGCCAAGCAAGUGGCCCAUCAGCGCAGUGAUGUAAGCAGAACAAGUUUAAACCGGAUUUCAAACACGUUUUACAUGUAUAAAAUGGGUGGAGGUUAACAAAGACACAGGAGAAGAACUCUAACUGAUAAUGUAUCUCCACCAGGCAGUCUGGUUUGGUUUGCAUUGUUUGGUAUGAUCCGUACUACCAAUUUGCCCUUACUUGAAAGGGUAGUGGAUGUCAGCAGAAUAGAUUGCUAUAAAAUCAACAAAGAGGACAAACAUGACACAGUCAACAAAAAGCAAUAAUGAGAGACAUCGAGCAUUUUGUAUUCUUUCUUGUUAAGCAUGAUCGGUGUCUUCUUUUAAAUCAGGCUUAAAGCUGUAACUAUUUUGUGUUUGUCCAUUUCAACUUCUAAAAGGAAGUGACUCCUUUUUUGACCAAAUCAACAGAUUUCAGCGUGUUUAGGUCCAACCUUUAUUGUCAGAUAGGUAUGAUUAGUACCUCAAUAGCAGAGUGCUAAAAAAAAAGUAGGGCAGUCAUUAUUAGAACAGACCGGUUAUUUUGGUUCCUUUCCCAACCGUUGACAGUGGAAACGCUAAUGAAAUUUGUAUCAUACCAAACCAGAUCACUUGAUGAGAAUACAACUUACAGUACAGAUCACUAUAAAUUAUGUGUGUAGUGCGUGUUGCAACACUGAUCUGCUAUUUUUGCACAGUUGACCAUUAUUUCCCACCUAAACAUACUGUUAAAUUGCAAAUAUCUAUGGUCAUGUAUGAUCCAUUGUGCGUUUGUAAGGACUUUAUUAGGACUAGGACCAGAUUAACAGGCUGAAGUGUUCAUUUUGAGCCAUGAACUGUCAUAAAACCUGGCCCCUUAGAGACUAACUAGCCCCAAACCACUGCCGGGUAUAUCCAGCCACCUGCUCUCUGAUAUAAAUGGCUGUACUAAGCUAGAAGGGAGAGGCUAACAAUAGGUUUGAAUUACACAGGUUCCUGUCAUUCCUGGUGUGUUUUAUCAUGCAGAAUAUAAACAGACCUAAUAAAGUCCUUUAUAUUUUCCCCUUAUAACUGCAAUAAGAUCGUAAUAUAUCACAUAAACCUUCUAAUACUGAUUGUUCUUUUGUGCUUCACAGCUUAAAUACAAGGAAGAUUACAAUAAAAACGUGAAGGGCCAGUGGUGCGAGACACCCUAUUUUGACGUCGCCACUGCAAGAGUAGCAAUGGACAACCUCAGCAGUGUAAGACCUCUCAACAACAUAACGGGUGCAGAAAUUUAUUGGAAAGUUAUCGGUUUGAUUUUCUUUCAACGUCUGUCUGUUCUUUCACCUUUUUCAGAGAAAAUACACGCAAGCAUUUGAAAACGAAAAAGACCAAAUUUAUUUCAUGCAAACAGACACGCCUGUUUACGACACAAACAAGAAGGCUCGUAUCGCUGCUAGUGAGGUGAGUAAACACUGACACCAUACACACACACACGCACACACAAAGGUAAUAGAUUAUUAUUGUAGGACCUAUCUCAUGUGGAAGACACGACAGAGAGUUGACCCAUGUCUCAGAGCAGAGAGUGAGUCAACAUGCCGAGGCCACUCUGACGCAGGGACUGAAUGCAUUGUGCCCACACACAUGCACUGCGUGACUGAGAGAUCUACAUUUGGUUCCCUCUUGCUGUGAAAGUAUGUAGUUUCUCUAGAAUGAAGCGACAACAUAUCAGACUAUGUGAGGAGGCUUUUCAGUCACUGUACUCCUCAUAGCUGCCCACACAUUCACACAUAAAUCAAACAUGCGUCAGUGAAGGAAAUGAUAAAGAAAUGUGUCCUCCUAUGAUGAAUGACAAACAUUUUGCAAUGUUGUGUAACUCGUGCAUAAACUACAUGAGUAAACCUCAUUACAGCACUUUGUUUUCCACUUACUCACCCUGUUCUCCGUGUCUCUGCUGUCAGGUCCAUUACAAGAAGGAAUACGAGAAGACAAAAGCGCAGUCUGACUACAACACGCUCCCCGCCACAGAUAACCCUCUCCUCAGACAACUCAGAUACGCCGGCACCAUUCUCAGUGAUGUAGGUGUCUGGAUUAGGGUCCUUUUUCAUCAGAGCUGUUGACUAAAAUUGAUGGAGCAUUCAUAAAUUUUGAAAUCUCUAAAGCAGUACAGAAUUAAAACAGUCGAGCAAUAUUAGUUUCUGUGUUUUCUGUGUAGGCAGAGAUGUUACUUGUAUUAAAUUGACUGUUCCUCCUGUCACACCAUUAACUAAAAAUGCUUAAUGGUUGCGGCAGCUGUGGGUGUUAGUGGCUUACUUUACUCUAAUUAGAGGGAAUUUCAUCUGACUGAUGCUAAUUUAGCUAAAAUUAAGCCACUUGCAACUCUCUCAAGAUAUAUAAUGAGUUUGUCAUCUUCUGCUGUGUAGUUUUCAGACUUUCACAAUAUGUAAGACGAUAACCAUCUAUUUAAUAAUGAAAAGUGACUUUUGCUAAAACGAUAUGCAUAUGCCACCGUAUGAUACUAUAUAACCAAAUAGUUCAUUCAGCAGGCGGCAGUUGUGGUCUUUUAUGCGAGUUGCCACCUGAUGUAAAACAGAGAAGCAGUGUCAGCUGCUAGCAAGCUAGCUGUAGCAGCCCUCCAGAAGAUGGUCAGAUACUUCAGUUUAUCGUGAUACUUAAAACGGCGUAAGAGCCUGUACCACUUUGGAGAGGCUAAUAAUUAAACAUUUGUACUUUCUGGCCAUUCUUCUGUUUUCAUUCAGCCCUACAUAGUUCAAUGAAAUGUACAUCAUUUCAAAAUGUUGCUCCACCCUUUUCUUGGCUUUUUCCAUAAAUUUUUAAUGAUAUCAACAUGCAGUUUUAUUGUGAUUUAUUUAUGUCCAGAGUAAUCUUGAGAUGAAAAGGUGAUAUUGUGGGAGCCUUAGUUUGGUGGAUGAUUUGUUCGACUAUUUUAUUUGAAUUUAUUUCUUCUUUUAGUGUUUGAUCAUGAUCUAAAUGACCUUUUUCCCUGUUAACUGUUUGUUUUAUUCCCUCUUUACAGAAAGUAUACAAGGCGAACUAUGAGAAGUCCCGAGGUUUCAGCAUCAACUACUGUGACACGCCCAAGUUUCAGAUGGACUCAGUACUUAAGCAGUUCUCUGAUGUAAGCAUGAUCUACAGAUUACAAUAGUUAAAAACUGUAAUAUCAACAAACUGUAUCACUCAUUGUCGUCCUUUCAUUAAAACUUGUACAUUUUGACUUCUUUUUAGGCACAUUACAAAGAUAAGUAUGAUAGUGAGGUGAAGGGCCACUACCUUGGCAGCUAUGAAGAUCUUUACAUGCUUCACUGCCAGAAACAAGAGGAAAUGAAGAGCGAGGUAAGUCUUUUUUUGAUUUAUCUAUCAAAUUUUGUAAAUUAGAAAGUUCAGUUAAACAGUCUCUGAUUUUCUUAUCUUACAGCAAACUUACAAAGCUGAAUAUGAAGACAUCAAAACAAGAUGCUUCUUCCCUCAAACAAUUACGCCUGAAUAUGAAGCCACAAAGAAGUUGCAGGGCUGUAGCGAUGUGAGUGCACCUGGACAGUAGACAGCUCUCUUAUACAUCAAAUGUUUCCCGGUUUUCAUUUUUUUAAAAUUUAUGUUUAUCAUGACAUGUUUUCCUCUUUAUUGUAUUGCAGAAAAAAUACCGCCAACAUCCUGACACAGUGAAAUUUACACAAGUGGUUGAUUCACCAGUUUUGGUUCAAGCCGCCAUCAACGCCAAACAGCUAAGUGAUGUACGUAUAACUACACCCUGCUUAGUACAGAUCCACCACAUCAAAAUUGAAAUUUAUGCAGUACAUCUUAUGUACGCAUAUUGUAUCAGCACUGAUAGGUAAUGUUAUCUUACUGUAAAUCAUAUUGGUUUUUCUUAAAAGUCUGACAUAACUCUAUUUCAAAUUGUCUAUUUAUUGGCUGAAAAUGCUACAAUUACCAUCCAAUCCUCUAGAUCAAAUUCUUCUGAAUGUGCAGAUCAUGUUGAAAUGUGCCCAAUCAUCCACGUAGCCCAGCUGUCUUUCUGUGGGCUCCAUGGAAACUGGAGAGCCAUCUCUCUGUAGUAAAAAUAGCAACAAGCAUUCAGUUGGCCCAGAAUAAACCCUGUGAUCGGAGAGGGGCUUAGGAGGCAGAGAAAGGGACAGUCGAUGUAUUACAGAUAGGUUUCAGAUAAUGUGCUGCUGCCCUCUAGUGAAUGGAGCAUAGGUAACAACUCUCCUAAACUUGUGUCUGGUGUUAAAAUAACUGUAGCUGUAAAAUGAGUAGUACUGUAUUGCAGAUGAGAAGAUGAGGAUAUUUUUCCUCUGAUAAAAUGAUCUUGCGCUUUUUCCACAGUUGAACUACAAAGCCAAUUAUGAAGAAAUCAAGACCAAGAAUAGCCUGCCCCCAGACUACCCCUUCUUCAUCCAGUCCAGAGUUAACGCCUUUAACCUCAGUGAUGUAAGUAGCUGUUUUUUCUUUCUCUUUUGCCAAACACACCAAACACUGUGCAAAACACAGCUGUUUGCUUUACUUUGGUUUACGUUUGAUCAUUUCCUGAAUGCUGUCAUGUUUGAUCUUGCAGAACUGUUAUAAGUAUGACUGGGAGAAAACCAAAGCGAAAAAGUUUGAGGUGAAGGGAGACGCUAUUUCGAUCCUUGCUGCUCGUGCUCACACCAACAUUGCAAGUGAUGUAAGUAUGAAACAAUACCAGCCUUUACAAAUUGUUCAUUUUACAUGAUUAUUAUUUUUUAUAUGUUAUGCCCUUGCUACUUUUCUUUCCAGGUUAAAUACAAGAAGGAGUAUGAGAAGAACAAGGGACAGAUGGUUGGUGCUCUCAGCAUUAAUGACGAUCCCAAGAUCUUGCACUCUGUUCAUGUGGCCAAAAUUCAGAGUGACGUAAGUAUGCGGUGUAAUCCUGUGCUUCAUAAUUGACAUUUCUGCUGAUAUUUAUUCAUCUGGGCUAACUCUUGAACAAUCUCUUAAUAAUAUCUCCACAGCGUGAAUACAAGAAGGACUAUGAAAAGAUCAAGACCAAGUACCAUACACCCUUGGAUAUGAUGUCAGUCACUUUGGCCAAGAAAUCUCAGGCCAUUUCCAGCAUGGCUGGGUACAGGAGCAUCAGCACCAACUUCUUCCUCCCCUACGACAGCGUGCUGUUGGACUUGGCCAAGAAAGCCAAUAUCAUCCAGAGUAAUGUGAGUAUAGACGUACAGUACAGCAUUAUAUAACAUUUUGCAACAUGUCCCUGCACAAUAUUUUAUUUAUUAACUCUGUAUAUUGUUUUGCUGUCUUGCUUCUCAGAAUGAGUACAAAUCUGACUACAACAACUACACCAAGGGUUCCCCAUGGAUCCCCCUUGGCUCCCUGGAUGUGGAAAAGAACAAGAAAGCUGCCGAGAUCCUCAGUGAGGUAUCUACGCAACAGCAUCAUUCCUCUGCAAGGAUAUACAGCUGCUGAUAAAUGCCAGAAUUUCUCACUUCAGGUGUUAAUAAUUCUUGUUUUCUACAGAGAAAAUACAGACAACACCCUGACACGGUCCCCUUCACAUCUAUCGACGACCACCCCAUCCAACUUCAAGCCAAAGUCAACCAGCUUCAAAGGAGCGAUGUGAGUCUGCUGUCACUCUAACUUUAUUUCUGUUGACAAUUUAAACUUUAUAUCUGAAAGUAGAUUCAGAAAGUUUCUUUUACAGCAGUACAUUUGAUUUCACCUCCAAUUUCUCUCUUUGCCAUUGCAGCGGUUCUAUAAGAGAGGUCUGGAGGAAAUUCAUCAGAAGUACUCUCUGCCCCCUGAUGUACCUGACCUCCUCCAGGCUAGGUGCAAUGCCUACAACAUCAGCGAUGUAAGGAAAAGACACACUUAUAUAAACUUUUUUUUCAUAAUUCACAGAUUAUAUUUAAUGUAACGUGUUAAUACUCUGGAUUGAAUUUGAUUUUGUUGUUUCGUUUGUCAUUCCAGAAAUACUACAAGUUGGCCUGGCAGGAUUUGAUUGCUAAAGGUUAUGACUUGAAGCCUGACGCAAUCUCAGUUGUUGCUGCCAAGGCUGCCAGACACGCUGCAAGUGAUGUAAGUUUCUCAGGAGACUCUUCCAACAAUCGUUUAAAACCCCUUAUCAAAGAUUUUCAACCUCAUUUCUCUGUUAUCAAGUCAAGCAUGAGUUUGUUUCUCUGUGCCCUUAGGUUGCAAAUGCAGUUUUUCUUUCAAACCUGAUGACUCUUCUUCUUUUUUUCUGUGUAGGUCCAAUAUAAGAAGGCUUACAUGAAGGACAGAGGCAAACAUGUUGGCUUUCGCAGCCUUCAGGAUGAUCCUCUGCUGGUUCACUACAUGGAGGUGGCCAAGUUGCAGAGUGACAAGAACUACAAGAAGGACUACCACAAGGCCAAGCUGAAGUACCACACACCAGUGGACAUGAUGAGCGUGCUGCACGCCAAGCAGGCCUCUGCUGUUCAGACCUUUGCUGGUUACAAGCAGCAUAUCCCCCGCUACACUCUGCUGCCUGAUGCCAUGAGUCUGGACCUUGCUCGCACAAUGAACUUCAAUGCCAGCGAUGUACGUAUUAUUUUCUAUACUGCCCAAGUCUGAAUACCCAAUCUUUUUCAUGUGUUAUGAUUGCCACUUUGUAACAUCAGGCGAUUUUAGAGCCAUAUUUUUCUGCUGUGAUUUGACCAACAAACCUGACAGAGAUACCCAACCAAUCAUGAUGAUAUCUGGAGUUUUUACAGGUUGAGUUUUCACUUUGCUCUUUUGUCUCCAGGUCAACUAUAAAUCAGAUUAUGAGGCAUCAGUGAAGGGAACUGGCUGGGUCCCCAUUGGCUCCCUGGAGGUGGAAAAAGCCAAAACCGCCGCAGCAGCCCUGGAUGAGAUAAAGUACCGACAGCACCCCAGCACUUUUAAAUUCACUAGUGCUAUGGACUCUAUGAGCAUGGAGCUGGCAAAGACCAAUGCCAAGAUCAUGGAUGAGGUGAGUUGAAAGAAACACAAGAGUUUUCUGUUCUCAUUUUUUUAAAUUAAGCCAUAGAAAUCCUCAAUAGAACAAACAUAAUGAGCUGUCUUUGUCGUGACUGUGCAGAAAGAGUACAGGUCCACUGGAGAGAAGUUCAAGCACACUUAUCAUCUCCCUGCUGAUGCUCCCGAACUGCUGCAGGCCAGGUACAACGCUGUAAACAUCAGCCAGGUGAGUUGCGUGUUCUGCUGUAGUAUUUUCAGCCCUUCUCACAUCGAUAUGUGAGAAGAAUUAAAUUAUUUUCACAUUGCUAACAUCACUCAUCAUUAUUUUAUUUAGAAUUACUACACCUAUGCCCAUCGUCAAGAUCUCCUCAAAGGGCAUCAUGUGAAGGAAGAUGCCAUUCCUGUUGUGGCAGCGAAAUCCUCCAGAGACAUCGCCAGUAAUGUAAGUCAUGAGUACAUUCAUUAUUACAGAGCUUUCCAGGUGUUCUAAAUUCAGCUGUUAAUACCUGAUUGUUUUCCUUUUUAUAGUACAAGUACAAACUGGCAUAUGAGAAAGCCAAAGGCAAACACGUUGGCUUCCGCAGCCUCCAGGAUGAUCCUCUGCUGGUUCACUACAUGGAGGUGGCCAAGUUGCAGAGUGACAAGAACUACAAGAAGGACUACCACAAGGCUAAGCUGAAGUACCACACACCAGUGGACAUGAUGAGUGUGCUGCAUGCCAAACAGGCAUCUGCUGUUCAGACCUAUGCUGGUUACAGGAAGAUCCCCCACAGCUUCAUGCUUCUGCCUGACAACAUGCACCUGCAGCGGUGUCGCAACAUGAUGGACAUUCAGAGCGAUGUAUGUCCUUCCUUUUCUUUUUAAAGGGUAGCUUAGCUUGUAGUCAAAGUUAUAUGCAGCAGCAAAGCAUUAUGCACUGUGAUGUAUGUUAACCAAUCAACAUUUUGAACCCCACAGAAUGUGUACAAAUCAGAGUACAACAGCUUCUUCAGAGGAUUAGGAUGGGUCCCAAUUGGGUCUUUGGAUGUUGAGAAGGCCAGAGCUGCAAAAUCUGCACUGGAUGAAAAAAGCUACCGCCAGCAUCCAAGUUCUCUUAAGUUCACAAGCAAGACUGAUGACAUGAACAUGGCUUUGGCCAUGACUAACUCAAAGCUGAUGGACAAGGUAAGACUGGGAUCCUCUUUACAGGGGAUGUGUUUCCUUUAAAUUUCUCAGGAUUUGUUCAAAUAUUGAUUCAUGUCAGAUAAAACCAUAAAGAAGUUCUUGCAAAAAUGACUAAGUGCCUUAUCUUUUUUUCCUUCCCUUCAGGCUGCAUACAAAGCUUCAGGUGAAAAGUUCAUGCACACCUAUAAUCUGCCAGCUGACAGCCCUGAGUUCCUCCAGGCUAAAUUCAAUGCUCAGUCUCUUAGUGAGGUUGGAACUUUGUGUAUUUGUUCAAAAUUAAAACUUUUCAUUAAUUUUUAUCUAUGAACUAUACGAUCCUACAAAAUAUAAAAGCAUAACUUGUGCUCAAAGUUUACUGUAACUUUUUGCUUUUUUACCUGCAGAGUCACUACAAGCACAAGUGGCUGGAAACUAUUGCAAAGGGAUAUGACAUGAAGCCUGAUGCCAUUCCUAUCCUCCAUGCCAAACAAGGCAGGCAUAUUGCCAGCAAUGUAUGUAAACUUUAAAUAUACACGCAUAAUGUAUCUAGCAGUUUUAAAUAACAGCAAAACCUCAUAUAAAUAUGCAACCAUCUUUUUUCAAUAGGUUCAGUACAAAAAAGAAUUUGAGAAAGCCAAAGGCCACCAUGUUGGCUUCCGCAGCCUCCAGGAUGAUCCUCUGUUGGUUCACUACAUGGAGGUGGCCAAGAUGCAGAGUGAGAAGAACUACAAGAAGGACUACCACAAGGCCAAGCUGAAGUACCACACACCAGUGGACAUGAUGAGUGUGCUGCAUGCCAAGCAGGCAUCUGCUGUUCAGACCUUUGCUGGUUACCGGAAGAUCCCACACAACUACUUCCUUCUGCCUGACAAUAUGGAACUACAGCGGUGUCGCAACAUGAAUGCGCAGUCAAGCGAUGUGAGUUGCAUUGACUGAGUUGCAGAGUUACUUCCUUGGUUCCUAAAUGAAAUCUAAUUGAGUCACCAGCUUGUGCUUCACAUCAUGUUUAACUUUCAGCCAUUGAACUCAUUUGCCACAUUGACUUUUCUUUUUAGUGUGAAUACAAGUCCGAUUGGAACAACUUUGUUAGAGGAACUGGAUGGGUACCCAUUGGUUCACUUGCAGUUGAGACGGCUAAAGUUGGUGGUGACAUCCAGAGCGACAACAAGUACCGCACUCACCCAUCCACUUUUAAAUUCAGCAAGCUGAUGGACUCCAUGGACUUGGCCUUGGCUACAGCCAACAACCAGAUCAUGAACAAGGUGCAGUAUGUUCAAAUUUUCAGUAUGGGAUCUUAAAGCAGUCGCGAUUAUGUGUAUGAGCUUUGUUAUUUAUUUGUUGUGUCUCUAUUACAGCAAGCAUACACUUCAGCCUGGGAGAAAGACAAGCUGACAAUCCAUGUCAUGCCAGAUUCUCCUGAGAUUCUCCUGGCCAAAGCCAAUGCUAUCACCAUGAGCAAUGUAAGACAUUAGUUUAAUACACAUGACAAACCAGGUAUUUCUCCUCUUCUCAAUUUUCCUUGUAUGAAAUUAUCUGUUCUAUUCGUGCAGAAACUCUACAAAGCUGGUGUUGUGGAAAUGGCCAACAAGGGCCACAACCUCAAAGCUGAUGCUAUCCCAAUUAUCGCUGCCAAGACUGGUACCACCAUUGCCAGUAAUGUGAGUUUAACACAAAUUCCCUUUACAAAUAAUGAUGUUUACCAACUACAGCUUGAGAUUAAUGCUAACACUCAUGCCUUUACUCUCACAGUACAAGUACAAACUGGCAUAUGAAAAAGCCAGAGGCCACCAUGUUGGCUUCCGCAGCCUCCAGGAUGAUCCUCUGCUGGUUCACUACAUGGAGGUGGCCAAGUUGCAGAGUGACAAGAACUACAAGAAGGACUACCACAAGGCCAAGCUGAAGUACCACACACCAGUGGACAUGAUGAGUGUGCUGCAUGCUAAACAGGCCUCUGCUGUUCAGACCUAUGCUGGUUACAGACAGCAUAUUCCCCGCUACACUCUGCUGCCUGAUGCCAUGAACUUUGAACUUGCUCGCAACAUGCAGUUCAUUGCCAGUGAUGUAUGAGACUUUAACUUAAUCGCAAAAGAUUUGUCAGUAUCAUAAAGCCAUGUUUAGCUGUCAUGAUAACUGUUUCUGUCCAUCUCCUCAAACAGAACCAGUACAAGAGUGAGUAUCAUAACUUCUUCAGAGGAUUAGGAUGGGUACCUAUUGGCUCACUUGGAGUUGAGACGGCUAAAGUUGGCGGUCAGAUUCUGAGUGAGCACAAGUACCGCACUCAUCCAUCAAACCAUAAAUUCAGCAAGCUGAUGGACUCCAUGGACUUGACCUUGGCAACUGCCAACAACCAGAUCAUGAACAAGGUGCAGCAUGCUUAAAGACAUGGGGCAUAAAAUGCUGCUAAGUCUGGUCUUGUACUAGUAUUAUUUAUGUAAUUGUUGUAUUUUUCUUUAUUUGCAGAAAGCAUACACUGCAGCUUGGGAAAAGGACAAACUGACAGUCCAUAUCAUGCCAGACUCUCCCGAUAUUGUCCUGGCUAAGGCUAAUGCGAUCACCAUGAGCAAUGUAUGAAAACAUAUCAAGCACUAAUUAAACAUAAACAAUUCUGUACACUAAUGUUACUUUAUUUGUCCUUGCAGAAACUCUACAAAGCUGGUGUUGUAGCAAUGGCCAACAAGGGUCACAACCUCAAAGCUGACGCUAUCCCAAUUGUUGCUGCCAAGACUGGUACUACCAUUGCCAGCAACGUAUGUUGUUUUAAACCACCUGAUAUAAUUUAUUUUUCUCAAUUCAAAACUAAACAGGUAUCAUAAUGUCUUUUUAGACUUCACAAAGGACAAUUAGUCACAAUAAGUGUGUUUGUGCUCUCACAGUACAAGUACAAGUUGGCAUAUGAAAAAGCCAGAGGCCACCAUGUUGGCUUCCGCAGCAUCCAGGAUGAUCCUCUGCUGGUUCACUACAUGGAGGUGGCCAAGUUGCAGAGUGACAAGAACUACAAGAAGGACUACCACAAGUCCAAGCUGAAGUAUCACACACCAGUGGACAUGAUGAGUGUGCUGCAUGCCAAGCAGGCAUCUGCUGUCCAGACCUAUGCUGGUUACAGACAGCAUAUUCCCCGCUACACUCUGCUGCCUGAUUCCAUGAACUUUGAACUUGCCCGUAACAUGCAGUUCAUUGCCAGUGAUGUAUGACACUUUAACUUAAUUCCAAAUAUUUGUCAGUGUCAUAAAGCCAUGCUUCACUGUCAUGACAACUGUCUCUGUGAAUGUCUUAAACAGAACCAGUACAAGAGUGAGUAUCAGAACUUCUUCAGAGGAGUUGGAUGGGUACCUAUUGGGUCUCUGGAUGUUGAAAAGGCAAAAAUAGCUGGUCGGAUCUUCAGUGAGCCUCUCUACCGUCAACAUCCUAGCAAUUACAAAUUCACUAAAGACAUGCACUCCAUGGAUAUUGUUCUGGCAUCAGCCAACAACCAGAUUAUGGAUCAGGUACGAUGAAGAACCUAAUAAGAAAAACAUGAAUAUUCCUUUUCCCUUUAUACUCAAAGAUUUUACCCAGUAACACUUUUUUCAUUUUAGCAAUCCUACACCAAAGCCUGGGAGAAAGACAAAACCAAGAUCCAUAUCAUGCCUGAUGCGAUGGACAUUGUUCUUGCCAGAGGAAAUAACAAGAUCGUCAGUGAGGUAUGGUGUUUAAUUCACUUCCACAGAUUUUCUAUAUUUUUUCAGAUCUAUUUUAACAUGUAAUAAAUAAAAAAGGCAUAACCACAGCCCUUGCAGUAUGAAGAACUUAGUUUAUCCACAAGGGGAAAUUCGAUCGGCCAGUAUGGACUAACAGAAAGGAUAUGGAUUUAUAGUUUUAUUUAUUUAAGAUGAAAAAUAAAUGUGUCUGUUUCCCUUUUCUCCAGAAAUUAUACAAACUGGACAAUGAACUUUCCAAGAAGAAGGGCCAUAAUUAUCGAGGUGAUGCCAUUGCAGUCCAGGCUGCCAAACUUUCAACUACCAUUGCUAGUGAUGUAAGUAUGUGUGCAACUAUUAGUAUGCUGAACUAUCUUCUUUGUUCCUCUCCCUCCCAGAAAAGUAAAACAGAUUGAACUUAUAAAUUCUCACAUUUGCUUUCAUAGUAUAAGUACAAGACUGGAUACCGCAAGCAGGUCGGCCACCAUGUUGGUGCUCGCUGCAUUCAGGAUGAUCCUCUGCUCAUGCUGGCCCUGAACUCCGCCAAGAUUGCCAGUGAUGCUCUGUACAAGAAAGACUUCAACAAGUCUAAGACCAAGUUCAACCUGCCUGUGGAUAUGAUGGCCUUUGAGCUGGCCAAGAAGAACCAGAUUCAGGUCAAUGACUUCAACUACAGGACUCAUCUGCACAACUGGACUUGCCUGCCCGACUCCAAUGAUGUAGUCCAGGCCAGACAUGCUUAUGACCUCCAGAGUGAUGUGAGUAUAAUUUAUUUUUGUUUCUUUAGGUCAAGUAUCAAUUUCUUAACCUCUUUCACAACUUCAAAUCUUUUCUGUUUGUCCAGGCCGUGUACAAGGAGGAGCUGAAGACAUUGCAGGGUAUCGGUUGGGUACCAAUAGGUUCACUGGAUGUUGAGAAGGCGAAGAAAGCUGGUGAAGCCCUGAGUGAGAAACUCUAUCGUCAACACCCAAGCAACUUUAAAUACAAGGUGUCCACUGACGACAUGCCCCUGGUGCUGGCUAAGGCCAACGCUCAGGUCAUGAACAAGGUAUGACUCAAUCUAGAUAUUCAUCAUGGUAUUUUACUGAAAACAAAAAUUUACAUGAUCAUAUAACAGAAACAAGUAAUUUUGCAUGGCAUAUCUAAGCACUUUGGACUGGCUGUAAGAAAGAGUUUUAAUCUUUUAAGAAAAAGAACUUAAUCACAACGUCUGCGUAACACUGCAGUACUCAUUUGUUAUCUCCGAUGUUUAAAACCUUAAAAGUGUAUUUUUCUUCUGAAGAAUUGUCAUGUCAACAUUGAAUAAUUAGAUUUGAAAUAAUGAUUUAUGUUCACAAGUGGUCCACUAUUUGAGCAGAAUAACUGCUUUACCACAAUGUUGUUCAAGAUUUUUGUUUACAUGCUAAAUGCAGUCUGUGGGUUUUUUAAUAUAUGGAUACUUAACACAAUUAAAUUGACUUCACAGCAUGCUUACACUCAAGCCUGGGAGAAGGACAAGACUACCAUUCAUGUCAUGCCUGAUGCCAUGGAUAUCGUACUGGCCAAAGCAAACAAAGCCAACUACAGUUUGGUGAGUCCUCUGGAUUACUGUUGUAAAAGCUUUUUUAAAUCACAUUUUUGUGAGUAAACAUUGUGUAAAACACUAAAAAAAAUUUAUGUUGUUUUCCCUUAUCCAGAAACUGUACAAACAAGCAAAUGAAGAGGCCAAAAAGAAGGGAUAUGACCUGCGUAAUGAUGCCAUUUCCAUCAUUGCUGCUAGAGCCACAAGGGAUAUUGCCAGUGAUGUAAGAAAACUCAUUUUUCAACUCUUUAAAAUAUCUUUUUUUGAAUUUAAACUUGUCAUAAAGAUUUCAUGAAAGUUUUAUUUCACAUAAUUAUUUAGUCAGUGUGCCAUGCUUACAUUUCUAUGUAAACUAGGAGAUACAUUUGAAGGGAGUAAUAUAAUUUACUCUAAAAUCAAAAGGAUGAAUCUAUAAUGUAAAUAGUUUGAACGUGAAGACAGUUCAGAGCAAUUAAUUCUGACUACAAGUUGGAACUGUUGGUUUGGUUUAACAGAAACAAUUAUGCUUUAACAAAGAGAAACUUCUCAUUUGCAGUACAAGUACAAAACAGGAUACCGUAAGCAGGUUGGCCACCAUAUUGGUGCACGCAGCGUCCAGGACGAUCCUCUGAUGAUGCUGGCCUUGAACUCCGCCAAGAUUGCUAGUGAUGCUCUGUACAAGAAGGACUUUAACAAGUCCAAGACCAGGUUCCACCUGCCUGUGGAUAUGCUGAAUCUUGAGCUGGCCAAGAAAUGCCAGAUUCAAGUCAAUGACUUCAACUACAGGACUCGCCUUCACCAGUGGACUUGUCUGCCAGACUCCAACGAUGUGGUCCAGGCCAGACAUGCUUAUGACCUCCAGAGUGAUGUGAGUAUGAAAACUUUAGAUACAUAUUUUGGCCUUUCCCAAAUGUAUCUUUAUUGACAACUAAACCCUUUUUAUCUGUCCAGGCCGUGUACAAGGAGGACCAGAGGAUGUUGCAGGGUGUUGGAUGGGUGCCUAUAGGUUCACUGGAUGUUGAGAAGGCGAAGAAAGCUGGUGAAGCCCUGAGUGAGAGACUGUACCGUCAACACCCCAGCGGUUUCAAAUACAAGAUGUCCACUGAAGACAUGCCCAUGGUGCUGGCUAAGGCCAAUGCUCAGGUUAUGAACAAGGUAUGAAUUAUUUUAUUUUCAAAGCAAUGUGCUGGUGGGAACUUUUGGCCUGAUGAAAAGUAUUGGAAUUGGUCCAACCACUCCACUGGAGUUAGUUUUUAAGAUUUAUUGGGCCUGGUUAUUCACCAGUCCCCCUAAAAAUGGCAAACCCCUUUAAAAAUACUGUUUUUGAGUUAUUGUGGAAUAACUUAGUCUCACUGCAUGUCCUCACAUUGUCAAGAAGUCCUCUUGCAUGAUCCUGUUUGAAGGCUCCAUUGUAUCAAUCAAAUCUUUAAUGGUAAUUUUCUGUGACUGCAGAAAGCCUAUGUGGAAGCCUGGGACAAUCAGAAGACAAACAUCCACAUCAUGCCUGACGCUAUGGAUGUUCUUCUGGCAAAAGCAAACAAUGUCAACUACAGCUACGUAAGUAAAAACUGAAUGCAUACGAGCUAAGUAACUUUGAUGGAUGGAUAGUGUAAUUUAAAGGCUUGAAGAACUGAUUUUUUUUUCUUUUUUACACUGUAAAAAUGUCACGUAGAGGUAACUUUAAAUCAUCUUAAGUUGGUUUACUUGUAGGUGUUUUGCCAAAAAUGUCAAAUUAUAAUCUCAAAUUUAGACAAUUUAGGUUUUAAGGCAGCUCAUUAACUCUUUUAGCUAAAUCAGCUAGUGUUUCUUAGCAGUGUAUUUUGUAUUUUACUUUUGACUGUUUCUCUACAGAGUAUGUAUAUUAUCUGCUCAUGUCAUCUAAAAACCUCUCAGUUCUGAUUUAACAAGAAAAGGAAACAUUAAAUUUGUGUUUGUUUACAGAAAAAGUACAAACAGGCUCAUGAAGAUUCCAAGAAGAAGGGCUAUGAUAUGCGCCAUGAUGCCAUUCCCAUCAUCGCAGCCAGGGCUUCCAGAGACAUUGCCAGUGAUGUAAGCUGUGAAAAUUUCUAAUAGUAAUAAUCACACUACACAAUUAAAGUGAUGCACUGAAUGACAAAAACUUUUCUUUUGUUUUUCAGUAUAAGUACAAGACUGGAUACCGUAAGCAGGUCGGCCACCAUAUCGGUGCCCGCUGCGUGGAGGACGAUCCUCUGAUGAUGCUGGCCUUGAACUCCGCCAAGAUUGCUAGUGAUGCUCUGUACAAGAAGGACUUCAACAAGUCCAAGACCAGGUUCCACCUGCCUGUGGACAUGCUGAAUCUUGAGUUGGCCAAGAAAUGCCAGAUCCAGGUCAACGAUUUCAACUACAGGACUCACCUGCACCAGUGGACUUGCCUGCCAGACUCCAACGAUGUGGUCCAGGCCAGACAUGCUUAUGACCUCCAGAGUGAUGUAAGACUGUGAACUUGAAGUAAACAGUUUGAGGUUUCUAAUGAUUAAAAUCAUAAUAAAUGAAUUCUUAACAUCUUUUCCUCUCAAAUCCUUCUUUUUUCCCCAGGCUGUCUACAAGGAGGACCAGCGGUUAAUGCAGGGUAUCGGUUGGGUGCCUAUAGGCUCACUGGAUGUUGAGAAGGCGAAGAAAGCUGGUGAAGCCCUGAGUGAGAGACUGUACCGUCAACACCCCAGCGGUUUCAAAUACAAGAUGUCCACUGAAGACAUGCCCAUGGUGCUGGCCAAGGCCAACGCUCAGGUCAUGAACAAGGUAUGAAACAAUUCAAAGAAGGAUUUUGUUUGAUAUUCUGCUCUGCAGGGACUGUGCAGAAUGGAACUUUUUUUGCUGUUUUGUCUCUCAAGGAAAACUUCAUACCUAUUGGAGUAACUCUAUAUUGCUGUUUUGUCACUGCAGAAAUCUUAUGUGGAAGCCUGGGACAAUGAGAAGACAAAGAUUCACAUCAUGCCUGACGCUAUGGAUGUUCUUCUGGCUAAAGCUAAUAAUAUCAACUACAGCUACGUAAGUGAGAUUAAAAAAGAUAUAAUUCUACUGACUUUCUGGUUAAUGGGCCAUCAGUAUGUAGAGCUAUUUUAUUUGACGUUUUUGAUAUGAUUAUGUGUUUGUGUCCACAGAAAUUGUACAAGCAGGCCCAUGAAGAUGCCAAGAAGAAGGGCUAUGAUAUGCGUAAUGAUGCCAUUCCCAUCAAAGCAGCCAGGGCUUCCAGAGACAUUGCCAGUGAUGUAAGUGUUUCAGUUUAUUGAAUGAAAUAUUCCCAAUUUUAAACUGGAGUUAUUUUAUUAUUUAUUUUAUUAUCAUUAUUUAUUAUUUAAUUAGAGACUUUCUGUUUUCCAUGUUUUCUUUUUUGUGCUGCUCAACUUUUGGGCUACAUUAUAAAAUGUACAGGACAGGCAGAAACAAGUCUUGAGCUUCAGCCUAUUCCCUUUCUUAUGGUCAAUAAUUUUAUUGUGUAAAAUGAAAAAGUGUAAACAUGAUAAAUUGACGUAUUUUGUAUUUUGGAAGUUAAAAUUUUACAUAUUUUUUGAUCCUCUUUAAUGAAUGAUUAAGAUCGAUAAUCGUUUGAACGUAGACUUUAUUCUCGUUAACCUUAUGGUGUAAAUGUAACAAAGAUCUUUCCUUUUUCAACUGAAUUCAGUUCAGCAAAAGUGUAAGGUAAUGCUAUUUUUUUUUUACCCAAAAAGUGAAGGAAACUCUCAACAGUUAUAUCCUGCCAUGUUUUCUUUCAGUACAAGUACAAGACUGGAUACCGUAAGCAGGUCGGUCACCAUAUUGGAGCCCGCUGUGUCCAGGACGAUCCUCUGAUCAUGUUGGCUAUGAACUCCGCAAAGAUUGCUAGUGAUGCUCUGUACAAGAAGGACUUCAACAAGUCCAAGACCAAGUUCAACCUGCCUGUGGACAUGCUGAACCUUGAGUUGGCCAAGAAAUGCCAGAUCCAAGUCAAUGACUUCAACUACAGGACUCAUCUGCACAACUGGACCUGCCUGCCAGACUCCAGUGAUGUGGUCCAGGCCAGACAUGCCUAUGACCUUCAGAGUGACGUGAGUCCAGCCCUUCUGCUUCAUUUUUUUAGCCCAUUUCUUGUAACAUGGUAAUGUGACUAGAAUUCUACAGAGUCAAAUUCUGUCUCUGCUUUUCAUAGGCUGUCUACAAAGCUGACCUAAAGUGGCUCCAGGGCUUGGGCUGGGUUCCUAUCGGCUCGAUUGAGGUGGAAAAAGUCAAAAAGGCGGCAGAGAUCCUGAGUGACAUUAAGUACCGCCAGCAUCCUAGCACUGUUCCCUUCACCAGCAAGACAGACGCAAUGAAUCUUGUACUGGCAAAGAACAACGCCUUGACCAUGAACAAGGUAUACUUGUUUUUUAGUGAAAUAUAAAUAGUUUGGGGUAAUAGUGUUUUUUCAUCCUCAUGUUUUUCUUCAAUUGCACUUGAGAACUCAUUGAAUCUAUUUCAUCAAUAAAAAUCUAACACUGGUGUUAUAUGUGGUAUUUUCAGCGUCUCUACACUGAACAAUGGGAGAAAGACAAGACCACAAUACACAUCCAGCCUGACACUCCUGAAAUCCUCCUGUCCCAGCAGAACGCUAUCAACAUGAGCAAGGUAAGUGAUAUUUCUCCUCUAUUCAGGUCAAUCUGUAAAAUGUAUCAUGACUCAAUCUCUAAGAAAUGCUCUAGAAGUUAACACACAUGCUUCACUUUGCAGAAACUGUACAGACAAGGUUAUGAAGCCGACAUCAGGAAAGGCUACUUCCUUCCAAAAGAUGCCGUCUCUGUUCUGGCAGCAAAGGCCUCCAGGGACAUCGUCAGUGAUGUAAGUAAACAAACUACAUUAGUUUAAAGUUUGUUUUUGUAAAAAGAAGUGGUGACAGAAAAAUGUGAAAUUUGUUAGUUGUAUUAAAAAAUUAAUCUUAUAUUUUUAUUCAACUAUUUUCACUUUAGUACAAGUACAAGACUGGAUACCGCAAGCAGGUCGGCCACCAUAUUGGAGCCCGCUGUGUCCAGGACGAUCCUCUGAUCAUGUUGGCUAUGAACUCCGCAAAGAUUGCUAGUGAUGCUCUGUACAAGAAGGACUUCAACAAGUCCAAGACCAAGUUCAACCUGCCUGUGGACAUGCUGAAUCUUGAGUUGGCCAAGAAAUGCCAGAUCCAAGUCAAUGACUUCAACUACAGGACUCACCUGCACCAGUGGACUUGCCUGCCAGACUCCAACGAUGUAGUCCAGGCUAGAAAGGCCUAUGAUCUCCAGAGUGAUGUGAGUCCUCAAAUGACCUAACUAAUUUAUUCAGAACAUACUGUGCCAUGCCAACUGUGUUUGUCUGUUUUCAUAUAACAACUGUACUUUUUCUCUUCAGGCUGUGUAUAAACAAGACAUGGAUGAGGUCAUUGGUGUAGGAUGGAUCCCUAUUGGCUCUAUUGAUGUGAUGAAAGCCAAAAACGCCUCAAACAUCCUCAGCGACCAUCUCUACAGGCAGAAAGUGGACAAAUUCAAAUACACAACUGAUAUGAACGCCAUGCCCAUGGUGUUGGCAAAGGCAAACGCUGAGACCAUAAACAAGGUAAUGUCUGUCUUAUCCCUUUUUUACAUUUUUCCCAUGUGUUUAUCCUUUUCCCCGAUGAUUAUAAUUUGUGAUCACGUUUUUUUCCUUCCAUACAGAGAAACUACAUCGCUGCCUGGGAGGCAGAUAAGAUUAAGACUCAUGUGACCCCUGACCUGCCUGAGAUUUUGCUUUCUAAAGCCAAUGCUUACAACAUCAGCAGGGUACGUUUGUUUUUUUUUUCUCUUAGCUAGUAUUCAACUGCGGCAUAAGUUAAUAUUGAUACUGGGAUUGUUUUUAAAGCAAUUCUAAUUAAGGGUUCAUGGGACCAGGAUUUGGUUUUCUAAUUGUUAAACCUUCAUCUGCUAGCAGUUUUGUGAUGUUUCCUCAGCCAAUAGACAUUUCUGAUCUGGUGUAUAGUGAUCAGUAAGACAGGAAGAGCAAGAACAAAUAACUAUUGUUAAACAAGCCUAAGAAACAAAGAAUCAUGAAGGUAUCAAGUUCAGUCUAGGAUUGUCAAUAUACAUAUUACCUAAACAUAUGAUUUCAAUACUCAUUUUGGAUCUUAAGAAAUAUGAAUUUGUAUUUCAUGAUUUAAAUUCUUUGAAACAUUUCCAGAAACUGUACAGAGAAGGUGUGGAGGAGAUGUUCAGAAAGGGAUACGACAUGAAGGCUGAUGCUGUCGCUGUUGUUGCUGCCAAAAAAGGACGGGAAAUCAUCAGUGAUGUACGUAACAACAGUUUUUUUUUUUUUAAUAAAGCAUGACUAUCCUUUUUUUAUACAGCAUUAUGUUAAUUGUUAUUUUGUCCUGUUCCUUAUGACAGUACAAGUACAAGACUGGAUACCGCAAGCAGGUUGGCCACCACAUCGGUGCUCGCUGCAUUGAGGAAGAUCCUCUGAUCAUGUUGGCUCUCAACUCGGGCAAGAUCGCCAGUGACGUUCUGUACAAGAAGGACUUCAACAAGUCCAAGACCAAGUUCCACCUGCCUGUGGACAUGCUGAACCUUGAGUUGGCCAAGAAAUGCCAGAUCCAGGUCAAUGACUUUAACUACAGGACUCACCUGCACCAGUGGACUUGCCUGCCAGACUCCAAUGAUGUGGUCCAGGCUAGAAAGGCCUAUGAUCUCCAGAGUGAUGUAAGUAAUGACAUCUUCUUACUAUGCAUUUCCUGAAUCCUUUAAUAUCUGACCUUUAAUUCAAUUCCCUUUCAACCUUUUAUUUGCAGGCUGUUUACAAGGCUGACAUGGAAUGGAUCCGUGGAUGUGGCUGGGUGCCGAUUGGUUCCGUUGAUGUGGAGAAAGCCAAGAAAGCAGCAGAGAUCCUGAGUGAAAGGAAGUACCGCCAGCCUCCCAACCUUUUCAAAUUCACCGCCCAAACUGUUGACAUGCCAUAUGCCCUGGCUCAGGCCAACGCUCAAGUCAUGGACAAGGUAAGGGAAGCUGAUCUAGUUUCACUUUUCAUUGUAUAUUUUAGUUUGAUAUCAUCAUUGUUAUCCUUAGUGGGGGAGGCUUUUUUUAAAGUGUCAUAACACAAAUUAGCAAAUUGUUUUUUCUGUCCAGUUUACUUAAUUUUAAAGAGGAAAGAUUGUUCAAGACAUAGCUGCAUUUGCUUUUGAAUUAGAUUCUUUCACCCACAUGUGAGUAACACCUGUUUAUCUCUUAUUUACAGAAAGCAUAUAUUGCUGCCUGGGAGAAGGAUAAGGUCAACAUUCAUGUCAUGCCUGACACACCUGAGAUCAUCCUGGCCAAGCAGAAUAAGCUCAACACCAGUCUGGUAAUUCGCCAUCUUCUCAUGUAGUGGAAUAACACAGAUUAAAAACUUCAGUAACCUCCUUAAUCGUUUGAUUUUGCUAAUGUCAAGGAAUAAAUAAUGUCCUGUAAUUUUUGGUUCCAAUGUAAAGGAAAAUUCUUGUUAAUUGGAUUUUGGAUUUAGCAUGAUAGUACGUUAUUCAUAUUUACUUUAAAGUCACUCUAACAUUAUCCUUUUUCUCUAGAAAUAUUACCGUGAAGGCUAUAUGGACACCAUCAACAAAGGCUACUUCCUUCCAAAAGAUGCCGUCUCUGUUCUGGCAGCAAAGGCCUCAAGGGACAUCGUCAGUGAUGUAAGUCUGUGCAGCUCUAUGAACUUAUUUUAGUCUCUCAUUUUAUAGUGCCUAAUAUCACAGCUGUUUAAAUAUGAUGCAAUGAUUCAAACAAUAAUAAUAAUAAUCAAAAUAUGUCCAUCACAAACUUUCAGUACAAGUACAAGGCUGGUUUCCGCAAGCAGUGUGGCCAUCACAUCGGAGCCCUCAGUGUGAAUGACGACCCACUGAUUUUGUUGGCCGCUCAUGUAGCCAAGAUCUCCAGUGACAACAUCUAUAAGAAGGAGUUCCACAAGACAAAGACCAAGUACAACCUGCCCGGGGACAUGGUGGCUAUUGAACUUGCUAAGAAGUGCCAGCAGCAAGUGAACGACUUUAACUACAGAACACAUUUGCACCAGUGGACGUGUCUGCCAGACUCCAGUGAUGUGGUACAGGCCAGAAAGGUGUACGACUUACAGAGUGAUGUAAGUGAUCGUUCAUCAGGUUCCAAACACUUAAAUGUAAGUAUAUUUAGUUAGAUUAAAUAUAAAAUUAUGUUUGUUUUUCAGGCUGUAUACAAAGCUGAUCUGGAGUGGCUGAGAGGAUGCGGCUGGUCACCUCAUGACUCUGUGGAAGUCGUCAAAGUCAGAAAUGCCCAGAAUGUUCUCAAUGAGAGGCUGUACCGCCAGCCUCCGAGCACCGUGAAGUUCACCAGUGUUGUUGACCUCCCGGCUAUUGUCUUGUCCAAGCAGAAUGCUGAUAAUAUUAGUGAUGUAGGUAUCAGCAUCUUAAGGAAUUUCUGCAUAUUUUCACAAUUAUUUGACGAUAAGGCUUAUUUAUAAAUUAUGUUGUGUUUUUAUCUAACAGAGAAAAUAUAGAGAAGCUUGGGAUAAAGACAAGCUCAUCAUUCACCUGCCAAAUAACACCCCAACCUUUGAACUGUCCAAGGCUAAUGCUAUCAACAUCAGCAAUGUAAGUCUGUCUUACUACAAGUUCUGUCUAGCAUAAAUGAUAAAAUAUUGACGUACAUGUUGCAAUGUUUUAGUCACUUGUGUAACAUCUCACAAUCUUGUUUGCAGAAACUGUACACGAAAGCAUGGGACGAUCAGAAGGCUAAAGGCUACCACGUCAAGGAGGAUGCUAUCUCUGUGCUGAAGGCUAGAGCUUCCAGAGAUAUCGUCAGCGAUGUAAGACAAUCAUGCUAAUGCUUUGAAUACAACAGCUUACCUAAGAAGACACAAUCUGACUUUAUAAACAUUUGCUCAACUAUUUUCACUUUAGUACAAGUACAAGACUGGAUACCGCAAGCAGGUUGGCCACCAUAUUGGAGCCCGCUGUGUCCAGGACGACCCUCUGAUCAUGUUGGCUAUGAACUCCGCAAAGAUUGCUAGUGAUGCUCUGUACAAGAAGGACUUCAACAAGUCCAAGACCAAGUUCCACCUGCCAGUGGACAUGCUGAACCUUGAGUUGGCCAAGAAAUGCCAGAUCCAAGUCAAUGACUUCAACUACAGGACUCACCUGCACCAGUGGACUUGCCUGCCAGACUCCAACGAUGUAGUCCAGGCUAGAAAGGCCUAUGAUCUCCAGAGUGAUGUAGGUUUUUCUUUGGGUUGAUCCAAAAUAUAGUAUAUUUCAAGUGUAUGAUCACUCUCCUGUUGUGCCUAUUGACUCUGAUUUGUAAUGUCAGCGGAAGAAGUUAACAAAUUUUGCCCAUUUCAUCUCCUCAGGCUGUGUACAAAGCUGAUCUCGAGUGGCUCCGUGGAUGUGGAUGGAUGCCACAUGAGUGUGUUGAUGUAAUGAAGGUCAGAAAUGCACAGAAGGCUCUGGCUGAAGUAAGUGUUUCUCCAAUUUGACAUCUAUUUACACUAUCACAAAGAUAAAUAUGUAACAUCUUUGUAAGUAAUGUUUUGCGUUUGCCCACGUAACCCUUGUUUUGUUUCACAGAGAGGCUACCGUGUGAAGUUGGAUGAGCAGAAGUAUAUUGUUCCUACUGACAGAGUCGACCUGAUCUGUGCUAAGAAUGCUGCUGACGUCCUCAAUGAGGUGAGUACAGCUCAGGGUGACUAUCAACAUAACAACAAAAAAGUGGCAAAGGUAGAUUUCAGGUUUGUUGGUAACUGAGUUUAAAUUUCUUUCUGUCCUCAGGCCAAAUACCGUCAGGCCUGGCACCAGGACAAGACCAAGUACACAUUGGUGGACACUCCAGUUCUUGCUACAGCCAGAGAGGUGGCCAAGAACGUUCACCCGGUAAGAAGAAAUCUAAAAGGAAGGUUGUUUUAUUGUUUUUUUGUUUCAGCUAAUCAUCAACCAUAUCUACUUCUAUUCCUUGUAGCAACUGUACACCAAAGCCUGGGACAAGGCCAAAGCAACUGGAUACUUCAUGCCUGGAGAUGCUGUUCCAAUCAAGCAGUGCAUCAGUAACUCUAAAGUGCAGAGUAUGGUGAGUAAGGAAAUUGUGCUGCCUCUAUUUUACACAAUACAAACAUUUAUUGAGCCCUUUAAUGCCUGAAACCACAAAUUAUGGCCAGUAAAUUCAAUUUUUUUUGGAGCUGAAAUGUUUAUUUCACUUACUACUGAAAAAAAAAAAAAAUAAAUGUCCUUAAAAUUUAACAAAUAUAUGUAUUUAUCUUGUUUGAUACAUUAGAUGUUUUUGGAAACUGAUAAACCACAAGAGAACAUUUUUAUCAUUUAUCAGACUGUAUUCAGGUGUUUUUUUUAGUAAUUUGUUGCUCAUAUUUAUUUGAUAGAAGUAUCAUAAAAGUAUGUAUCAAAUAAGAUACAAAAGGCAUUAAAGGGUUAAAUUUUGAAUUCAUCCAUACACUUUACAAAACGGUGACCAUUCUUUUUGUGUGCCAUGCAGUACAAGUACCUGGCGUCAUACCGCAAGCAGGUCGGCCACCACAUCGGUGCCCGCUGCGUGGAGGACGAUCCUCUGAUGAUGCUGGCUGUGAACUCCGCCAAGAUUGCUAGUGAUGCUCUGUACAAGAAGGACUUCAACAAGUCCAAGACCAAGUUCAACCUGCCUGUUGACAUGCUGCAGUUUGAACUGGCUAAGAAAUGCCAGAUUCAGGUCAAUGACGACAACUACAGAACCCGCCUGCACCAGUGGACCUGCAUGCCAGACUCCAAUGACGUCAUCCAGGCUCGCAAGGCCUAUGAUCUGCAGAGUGACGUGAGUGUCCAUCAUACCCACCGUAAACCUUCCUCAUUUAUUCUUACAUAUCAUCCAAAAAUUGUCCAAAUUCUUUAACAUGUACCCUGUUUUUUUUCCCAAGGUUGUGUACAAGGCAGAUCUUGAAUGGCUCCGUGGCUGCGGCUGGGUAGCAGCUGACUCCGUUGACCACGUCAAGGUCAAGAAGGCCCAGAAAAUUCUCAACGAAGUAUGUCAGCUUUGCCACAUUUGGUCUUUUUAGCACAUUUCUCCACCUUUUUGUGUCUGUUUUUUUGUCUCACUGAGGUGCUUUAAUAUUACUUGCAGAGAAUGUACAAGAAGGAUGCCCAAGAAUGUUUCGGAAAAUUCACCCUGGUCGUGGACCGCCCUGAGCUUAUCUUGGCCAGAAUUAACGCUGCCAACCUCAGUGAUGUAUGUAAAAAUUUAACUCUUAAGCCAAAUCUGAAAAUAAAUCAUUCCAAUCAAUAAACUAAUCCAAAUUCUGCUGUCCUCCUUCUGUAGCUGAAGUACAAAGAGACAUUCAACGCAGAGAAGGGUAUUUACAUCGGUUCAGAGGACACUCCUCAGCUGGCCCACAGCAGGGAGGUUUCCAAGAUAGUCAGCGAGGUAACAAAGAAUAUCCGUCUGAUUCAUCAGUUUUUCUCCUUGUUUAUGAUUUUCUUUUAUUGAAGUAAUGGAAUUAUAUUUUCUUGAACUUUUUUGUCUGCUUUGUGUGAUUGCAGAAACUUUACAAACAAGGCUGGGACGACUCAAAGGCCACAAGCUACCAGCUGAACCAUGAAUACAUCCCACUUGUCAGCUGCAAGAAGAGCAGGGACAUUGCUAGUGAUGUGAGUGUGUCGAAGUUCUUGAAAGAAAUCCACUCUGAUAAGGCUAGAGGUCAUUUAAUCAUUGUGUCUUCUAACAUAUAGACAAAUCUGAGAGUCUUUUUUAAUUGUUUCUUCUAGGUCAAGUACAAGGAUAUGCAUGAGAAGGCCAAGGGUCACUACAUGGCUGGAACUCUGGUGGACUUCCCAGAGGUGAUGCGCUUAGGAGACCAAGAGAAGAACAAGGGACUGGUGAGUAAUCAGUUACAGUAUUGUCCAUUCUGUCCAUAAAAAACUGGAAGUCUCUAGAAAUUUUGCAAGACCAAAUGAAAGCAAAACCAGAACUAGUAAAAACUAAAACAAGCGCUGCACGCAGUUCAAUAUGUAAUGUUAUUUUUGUAAAUAUUUGCAUUAAAAUUCCCCUAGAAAGAAAAGUUUUUAUCUUGUGGAAAUAGUGAGUAAGAAGAUGAUAAGCUGUUGUUACAAGACAGCUCUAGAGGUCAAAUGUAGGAGCCAAAUUCAGGCUGGCUCAACUGAUAUAAGUGAUUAGACCAAAAAACACAAUCAUCUAUCCUUUGCAUGUCUUUUUUUUAGUGCUUAUACAAUACAUAAAAACAUCCGAUGAACAGGUUCUGGUUGGUACAGGCAUACAGUGUUGAGUUUAUAAAAGAGAGGGUUACAUUUGAAAGAGCUGAAAGUAAAAUUCUUCCAGUUUUUCCUUGUUUUUCUCAAUAACAGUGUGAGUAACCAUGCCACUAACUUUUACCCCCCUGCAUGCAUUUCUUGACAGAGACUGUACCAUAAGGACUACCAUCAUACCAAGACCAAAACCCACAUCCCACCUGACAUCAUCGCCAACAAGGUGGCCAAGCGUUGCCAGGACAUGCUGAGUGAUGUCAUCUAUCGUACCUACCUGCACCAGUGGACCUGCCAUCCUGAGCAGGAGGACGCCAUUCGUGCCCGCAAGACCAAUGAGAUCCUUAGCGAUGUAAGUCCUGAUAUCAAGUUUUUCUGAGCUAUAUGUACAGGCAGUGAACUCAAUACAGGUUUUUAAUGAAAAACAGUGAGUUAUUAUAAAGAAUUAAAAAAAGGUUUGAGUAUUAAAAGUCUUGUAAUAAUGGCAGUUUGGCCUCUAUGGGAAGUUCGUAUGAAGAAAACAGUUUGCAAAUAAACGCAAAGGCCCAAAAAGAAUUACAAAAUGACAAAUCUUAAUUGUAAAGAGACUAGAAAGCAAGUCAAGAACAUAAAAAUCAAUACUAUCUUCUGUAUAAAGCAAGUGGUUGUACAAAAACCCAGAUGUUCUCCUGGUUAGCAGACAUAUACAGUAAUUUUUUCUGUUCCUGUCAUGUAACAGGUGUACUACAAGGAUGACCUGAACUGGAUGAAGGGUAUCGGUUGCUACGUCUGGGACACACCAGAGAUUUUGCGUGCCAAGAAGGCCUACGAGCUGCAGAGUGAUGUGAGUAACAACAAGAAAGAUCACAGAGCUGACACACAUGAUGCAACCUUCAACUGUAAUAAAUGACCCUUUUUUAUCUCCCCUCACAGCUGAAAUACAGAGAUGAAGCCAAGAAGGAGUUCAACAAUUACUCCAUCGUGACAGACACCCCUGUGUAUGUGACUGCUAUCCUUGGUAGCACAUGGGCCAGUGAUGUAAGUGAACCUCUUCAAAACCAUGACUUCUGUUUGAUUUUAAAAUGGACAUAUGAUUAAGGUCUUUAAUUUUGAUCUUCUUAUGAUCAGCUCACCUACAGAGAAGCUUACCAUAAAGAGAAGCACAUGUACACCACUGUUCUGGAUACCUAUGACUAUGCCAGAUGCCACAACUUCAAGCACUUCUUCAGCAACGUAAGUGAAGAUCAACUUAAACUGAGAUUAGAAAUGUUGUAAAUUUCACAUUCAUGGGUAAGUUUGUGAUGAUAAUGUGAUUUUUUUAAUUGCAGAAAAACUACACUGCUGCCUGGGACAAAAUCAAAGCCAAGAGCUACCAGAUACCACAUGACUCCCACCCCCUGGUACACGCCAAGCAUCAGAAGAUCGUUUUGAGCAAUGUAAGUGCCGGCUUUUAUAAACUCAUUUGAUUUUUUUGUGCAUAACUUUGAUUGCUAUGUUCAGGAAACUGAGUAUCUGGAUGAUUUUUCCCUUUAGGUCAAGUACAAGGAGGAUUAUGAGAAGUUCAAAUCCCUCUACAGUCUGCCCAAGUCUCUUGAAGAUGAUCCUGCCACCGCUCGCUGUGUCAAAGUCGGAAAACUGGUCCUAGACGUGAGUUUAAGCUACAAGUUUGAACAAAAAACACAAAAGAUUAUCCAACUUUGUCGACUUGUUUAGCACAAACUGCAAGAACUGAGAGCAAACAAGAGAGUUAGAAUCUGUUGUCCAUCAUUACAGCGUCUGUACAAGGAGAACUAUGAGAAGACCAAGGCCAAGAACCACAUCCCACCUGACAUGCUGGAGAUCCUGUCUGCAAGCAAAACCCAGUCCACUGUCAGCGGUAUCAACUACCGCAAGUAUCUGCACCAGUGGAUCUGCCUCCCUGACAUGCAGGUGUACGUUCAGGCCCGCAAAGUGAACGAGCAGCUCAGCGAUGUGAGUAUCUGCAAAGUUUAACACUUUCUGCUUGUCAUUGUGUAUUUAUCCAUGUGUGUAUUAAGUCAGCUGUUCAGGAUAGCCAACAAUUACAGUUACUUCACUCUGGUAACAUCCUCCUUUCACAUUGUCCUGUAUCAUAACUAGACAUAAAGGUAAAAUGUGAAAAAAUGAAAUCAUUUAGUGAAAUCUAACAGCCAGAGUUUAGAUUUCACUAAAUGCUUCCUUGCUCACCCCUCUUACCAGUGAAAAAAACAGUGGCCUUGGAGGACAAAAAGCUCCCAUUAUGAAUGAUAUCUUUCAAGUUUAAACGGAGAAAAUUCAUUAAUACAAUACAAUACAAUAGCAGGUUUAUGUAAAGUUAACAAAAAUAAAUCAGUUUUCAUGUUCAGGUGAUCAUGCACUGAUUUCAACAUACUUACAGAAACUGUAUUUCCAUUUAUAUCAAGUCUGCUCUGCAAGAUGCAGCCAUUUACUACACACUGCACCUUAAAAAUCACAGCAUCAGAUUCAGAGUUUAUAUUACUUUUAAAAAGUACAAGGGAAAAAAAACGAAAAACAUAUUGAGCCCUUGAAAAAGUACACAUUUACUUGUUUUAGAGCGUUCAGAGUUUGUUUUUUAGAGUUUAAAUUUGGUGUGAAAAAGAUGCAACUGUAAACCAAGUUCUGUUCAAAUACAUCUGCAAAAAUCACUCAACUUGUGUCUUUUAAUGUUGGUUCCUUUCAGAUCUUCUACAAGGAUGACCUGAACUGGCUGAAGGGCAUUGGCUGCUACGCCUGGGACACACCAGAGAUCCUCCGUGUCAAGAAUGCUGGUAAUCUGCAGAGUGAGGUUAGUCCACUUUUUACCCUCCAUUCCAGCUUCUCCUAUUCAUCAUGCUAUUGUUUAAUUUCAAUAUAUAUAACUCUAUGUUGUAUCUUUAAUCGUAAUCCAUUUAUAACAAAUGCUGAUUUCUUUGUUCAAUUGUCUCACUCCAGCACAAGUACAGAGCCAAAGGUAUUGAAAGUUUCAAGGACUAUUCAGUGGUGACGGACACCCCAGUGUACGAGACAGCCAAGAAGAACGCCGAGAACCUGAGUGACGUAAGUCAUACACCUUCAUUUAUUGCUUUAUCUCUGUUUUUAUUCCAUUAUGUUACAGAAACAUCCUGACCUUUACAAUAAAUUAUUUUUCUCCUUUUCUUCAGCUGCACUAUCGCUAUGACUACAACGCUAACAUCAAGGGCACCAACACUGCUCCUGCUGUUACCAUCGAGACAGAGAGGGCUCGUCUGGCCAGCUACAUCCAGAGUAAUGUAAGGAAAAGGAUUUUCAUGUUUCACAGUAUAUUCACUUUGAUUGUAGUUUAACAAACUCUAGAGGAAUAGAAUGAGCAUAUUAUAUUUUUAAAGAUACCAAAAGUGUGCCAUGACUGUGGUUUAUUAGGUUGUCAGAUACACCCCAGUUUUAUUUGUCAAAGAACUUUUUUGGGAAGAUUAUUACACACAUCCCACAAAUAUAUGAAAAACAUUGACAUGUUUAGCUCUAAGUAUUAAAAUCUAAAGUGGUCUUUCAGGGUUUAAAGCGCAACAAUAUCAUCAGUAUUAAGGACUCAUAAACUGGUAUCCCAAAUCUGAUAAAAAAGCAGGUUAAACAUCUGCAAAAUGGAUAAAAUUCUAAUUUUUGGAUCAUUUUGUUGCCUUUACAUGUUUGACCUUGUUCUCCUCAGUCAGAAUUUUUCUCUUUCAGUAUUUUUAACUCAUGUCCCUGCUAAAUGCCUCCUGAUUCACCCAUAUUGUCUCUGCUCUCCCUUCAGAGCUGGUACACGGAAGCCAACAAGAACUUCAUGCCCACCGGUUACUCCCUGCCCCACGAUACCCCGCUCAUCAAGCAGGCCAAGAAGAACAGCGUCAUCACCAGCAAUGUCAGUAUUUUUACCAUUUUUUCGUCAUCAGAUUAAACUAUUCAUUUAGCCAUAGAUAACAAUCUUGACUUAUUAUCUGACUUCAAUAGGUGAAGUAUAAGGAGCUCUACGAGAUGACAAAGGCUAAGACCUACACUCUUCAUCCUGAGGGUGUCAACUUCGUCAUUGCCAGAAAGGCUAACAAGAUCACCAAUGAGGUAAGAUGAGACACAGCUGAUUGUGCAGACAUGAUGUAUAUUUUUACCUUCUGAAACUAUAAACAAAUCUGUAUUUUCCUUUCCUUCAGCGUCUGUAUCGGGAGACUUACCACAAGCAGAAGGACAAGAUCCACACAACCUACGACACCCCUGAGAUCAAACAAGUCAAGAAGAACCAGGAGAACCUCAGCGAUGUACAAAACCAUUUCACACGACUCGAGACAUCAUUUCAUCGGAUUUUAUACGCCAAGUUUGAAAAGUACGCUUUUUUAUCCCAACUUUUGUCUUCUUCUUUUCCAGCUGUGCUACAAAGAGAAAUACUACAACAACAGAGGCCAGUUGAUUUCAUUGCCCAUCACACCCCAGCUGAUGCACUGCUACCAUGUCAAUGAGAUAACCAGUGAGGUACGUGUAAAACAGUGACAGUUAUUAGAAGUAUUUGUUUUGUUCACUCAUGCUGGUCUGUUAACACCAUUUGACUCGUAACAAAUAUAAAAAAGUAGAGUUUAACUAUUAUGUGUCUGUAGCUGAAAUACAAAGAGGAUCUGACAUGGCUGAGAGGUAUCGGCUGCUUCUUGUAUGACACCCCUGAGAUGAUCCGCAUCCGCAACAUCACCAAGCAGAGGGUAUGUGUUUCACUUGAUAUUCAAUCCUCUAUCACAGUAAAUAUUUCAAUCAUUUUCCAGCAGUUGCAUUUCAAUAAUUCUAAUGUUUUAUUUUUUUUCACAUCUCUAGGUCGACUAUCCAGUUGAGGCAAAGAAGAACUAUGCCAACUUCUCUGUGGUCCUGGACACACCCGAGUACAAGCGUGUGACUGAGCUGAAGUCCCACAUGAGCAUGGUGAGCCUCCUCAAAAAAACAUUAUCACAUUUCACAUUAUCGCAUUGUUAGAUAUCAACGGUGGCGUCAGUUCCGUAGUGUUUAAUCAAUGACUCUUGAUGCUAUUCUGACUGUUUUCCCUCUGCACUUCCAGAUGCUCUACAAAUCUCAAAGCAAGGAGGAGAUGUCUAAAGUCUCCACGACCGUGGACUCCGUGGACAUCAUGAGGGCCAAAUGGGCUCAACAGCUGACCAACAUUGCAAGUUCAUCACAGAUUGAAUAAUUUUCACAAGAUUUUUAAAGUUUUUCAUGUUGAUCUAAUUGUUGUUGUUUUUUCUUUCUUUCUGCAGUUCCAGUACAAAGACCUGGCUUCAAAGGAGAGGGCUCAUUUCACUCAAGAACCUGAAACUCCCAUCAUGGGUCAUACCAGGAAAAUGAAAGUGAUCCAGAGUGGUGUAAGUUUUGCACUUCCUCAUUGCUCAGUGAUGAUCUGAGGGUGGUUACUGGCGAAACAAAUUACACUUAAAUACUCAGAAUAUGUGACAUUAGUCGUCUUACCCUCUUCUUCUUUCCCCAGAACAAAUACAGGGAGCAGUAUGACAGGAUGAAGCACAGAUACACCGCUAUUGCUGAUACACCACUCCUGAUCCGUGCCAAGAAAUCCUACCUCCAGUCCAGUGAUGUGAGUAAUUGCACUGUCUAAAAAUGUCGUUCAUACCAGAGCUGUGACACAAAAAGAAGCGCAGGUUAAUUUAUUUGUAGUUUCCACAUUCCAUUGAGUAAUAAAUCUGUGUUUAAUGUUAAGGAUAUUUUUGUUGAUAUCUUAGACAGUGUUUCUCAGAUAAUUUCCAGGCUGUUACUUCAAAUACAAUCUGUGUUAAAAAACAUGAAAAGCUUUUGAUAACACUCGGUUUUCAGGUCCUUAAGCAUUUAAUAAUUAAUAAACCACUUAAAUGACCUUAAAUAAUGCUUUUGACAUUUAUAGGUGUUAAUACAUGGCUAUAAAAGUGUAAUAAACACAUUUAAUUUUGCUUAUAUUACACUUAUAGGCUCUCUUGUUACUUGAAUAUACCUGCCACAAAACUCAAUACAAUGUUUGUGGACAUUAAAUAGACUUUAUUAGGGUUCAUUUCAGAUUGGUUAAUAUAUUUAUUAUUUGCUUGUUCCCACUUUGAAUUUAGUAGCAGCAAAAUUAACGAAUUGUUAAAUAGAUUACAGUCAUUGCAUAUACUGGAGCUUAUAUAAAAUUCUAAAUGUUAGUUAUAGUUGAAAUAAACCCUCAUAGUUAAACUAUUGUCUAUAAACAUCAUAUUACAUGUUAAGACUAUAAAUAUUGUAAUCUAAGUUCCCUGCAAAUGUGUUCAAACAAAUUGAUAGAUAUGUUGUUUAUCUUUAAUUGAGCCUUAUAAAGUCUAAUUAAUAUGAAUAAGUAUCUUAUUGAUGUGUUUGACAAGUAGAUGAGCUGUAAACAAAAAUGUAAGGAGAACCUUUUAAGAAUAUUACAAGUGAUAAUAGUUGUGUUAUUACACUUCGUCAACAGUUAUUAACACUUAUUCAUGUUUACAGGCAUUUUACAAGGUCUCAUAAGUCUUUUUAUUAACAGUUUUAUUAACAGAUAUUGUCAAUUAACAGUUAUCAUGAACUAAAAAAUCUAUGAUCCUUGGACACUGGGUAAAGUCUCUAUAUUUGAUGUUUUAUCAAUCAUAUUGCUAAAUUCUGCUCAGUGCAGAGAUAAGGGGUAUGUGUUUGUGUAAUGAUAACAAAUAGAGGUGGGAUGGACUCUAUAUAAUUGUGUGACACAUUUUGUUCUCUGUUCAUUUAGCUGCGUUACAAAGAGACCUUUGAGCUCUCCAAGGGACACUACCACACCGUCAAGGAUGCUCUGAACAUCGUCUACCAUCGCAGAGUCACUGACGACAUCAGCGAGGUGAGAAAGGAGCUGCUGGAUUGUUUACAAUUAACUUAUUUUUGUGUUUAUUUAAUUCAUAUUUACACAUAAAGCCAUUUUUCAUGUUGCAAUACUAUCACUCACACUUGUUUUCCUCCAUAUCUCUAUCACAGGUCAAAUACAGGGAGAAGUACAUCAGCACUCUUGGCACAUGGAAGUCCAUCCCUGACCGUCCUGAGUUGUUCUUCAACAGAAUUGUCAAUGAUAACGUCAGCAACGUGAGUGCUCUUCAUUGCAUUCAAGAAUCCCUUUCUUCAAAUAUAGACUAAAGGAGGAGAAGUAUCACCGACAAACCAUUGAUAAAUUUGACUGAAUCGCUUUCAUGUCUCUUUAGGUCAAGUACAAGGAGGACCUGGAGUGGCUGAGGGGUCUUGGCUGCUUUGUUUGGGACACACCUGAGCUGGUGACAGCUGAGAGGAACAAGAAGCUCUACAGUGAGGUACAGGAUCUGCGAAGCUUAUACACCAUUUUGUUUUUACCUUUUACUUUAUAAGUUUGACUCCUCAUGUAGUAAAUAGUGCUUCAUGUAUUCACUGUCUCAUUACAAGUUUAAACUUUAAUCUGCUCCUAUCAUUAAAUCUAAAUUAUGACUUCUAGCAGUCAAAUCUUCUUUAAUCUAGUUUAAUUUUUUCUAACAUGUUUUAAUACAAGCUCAAUUUCUUGUUAACAGAGACUGUACAAAGCUUCCUUUGAGAAGAACAGAGGCAACUUCAAGUAUACCUGCGACUCACCGUUCUUCGAGGCUGCCAAGCAUGCGUCCAAUCUCAUCAAUGAUGUGAGUCCCUCCAUUCUUUUACCAAAACAGUGAUAAUUCAUUUGAUUUUUAGUAAAAGCACAUUUUUUUCCUACAUAUUUGCAAAAUAGGCUGUUAAAUUGUCAAUUAAAUUUCUGUCUUUGUGGAUUUUUAUCACAGUUUGAAGGUAAAAGAGUGUACAUUUGAUUUUCCCUGUGAAUAUUUCUGAUCUGUUUUUUUUCCAUGACACCAGAAAUACCAGAUUUGUUUUGUUUUUUUCAUCAACUUGUUAAAAUCCUUCCUUUUUCCCCUCCUCUAUGAGUCCCAUCACAUUUUAGUGCAAAUUGUUGUCCGGACAUUUGUCUUUAACUACUUUUUGACAUUCUGAGCAGAGGAUGUACAGAGCUAAUUAUGAGAAGACCAAGGAUAAGUUCACCAUUACCACAGAGGAUCCUAGGUACCAACUGGCCAGAGAGAACAGAAAGAUGAGCCAGGUAAACGUCCUGGUCGUGCUGUACGGCCGGUCUGCAUCAUCCGCUGCAACCUCCACGUCAGGCCGCUAGACCUCUGACUCUAAGUGCAUGAGGUCGCUGAUGGAUAGUCGUCGUUGCAUGUCUGUGACAGCUCAACCAGCGAGAAAACGCUCUUUAAAUCUGUUCGUCCCCUUUCCUUCUUUUUCGUCCAGCACAGGCUGUUGAAACAGUCGCUCAAGUAGCCGCAGAAACUCUAUGUUGAGUGAGUGAGGCUCACCUUUAUCUGUGCAGCUAGAGGGCAGUGAAAACACUCAUUUACUGAGUUAGCUAAUUGUUCAAACAUGACAACAUUACAGUUGAUCAUUUCUGUCAAUCUGAAAGCACAGAUGAGGACAAACACUUUCGCGGUCACCCUCGGACCUCUGGAGUUCUCCUCCAGUCCUCCUAGUGUCACCACUCUUUCUCACAUAUCCUUGGCAUGCUGUGUGUGUUUGUGUGUGUGUGUGUAUUUGUCGUUUUGUGUGAGCAGAAAAGGUAUACAUCCACAGCAAAGAAUCUCCUAAGGAUUGGCUGCAAUGAGCUCCGCCGUCCUGAAAUCCUCACAGCGCUUUACUCCACCACUAUGGGCAGUAAGGUAAACAUAGACAAAGAGUGCUGAACCAUGGUAACUCUCAUCCUUGUCCAUAAACAAGCAGAGAGUUUUAGUUAACCACUUACCCUACAUUUAUGUCCCCAACAUCAGUGUGCUCUAAAGAAAAAAUUCACUUUUCUAAAGAGCAACUUCCUAACUCAGAUCACAUCAUCAGCGUUGGACAUAAAUGCAAUGUUAAACUCUUAAAGGUUACUUGGUUCCUCUCUGCUGUUUCUAUAAAAGGUCUAAUCCCAUGAAAUGUUCUUCAUGUCUAAACUCCUCCUCUUCAUCCUGCUAAUUUUUUAACUUCUAAUGGAGUUUUAACUUCCAUCAUUCCUCCAUCCUUAUUCAUGUUUAAUCCCUUCAUCACUUCUCAUCAGUCACCCAUCACCCAUCUUUAAUUUCAUGCAGUGCAAAGCCGCCCGAUGGCCAGCAGACAUGAGCUAGCAAGGCGAGGGAACUGUACCAUUGAAGACUUUUGUCACCUUUAUUUGGGUUGAUAUCAUUAAAUGGUUUUAAUGAGUGGAUUCUAGUUUUCUUGUUAUUGUUUUUUUUUUGUGAUAAAGUCAAAGUUUUGUUGUUUUCUUCUCUUGAGUAUACCUAAUGUUACCUAAAAUCACUUAGUGUCAGAUACAGUGAGCACUUACAUGGACUGCUGGUCGCCAUGAACCACGUGGGCACUGCAGACUGUCAUGACUUAACCUCGGUAACACUUGUCUUCAUUUGCACUGAAAACUAACCCUCAUUACAUUUGUGCAUGUUGGAUCAGGCAUGAUUUCAUUAACACCAACCAACAUUUUAUUCAUAAGAUUCACUGUGAUUUUUUAAGAAAGUAGAAAAUUAAAUUAUAUAUUAAACAACUGUUGGACUUAUUGUGAUAGAAAACUGUCCAAGAAAAAAGUCAAUGAGAGAUUUUUAUAGAAUCAACUUUGAACGUUACACAGAUUUUUAGAUGUCAGUAAUUGAGGAUUUAGUUAUAAUUUAUUUCUCUUAUCUUACUCCAUACUGGUAAUUUAUUCUUUAUAUUGUCUUGGAUAGUUUUGUUUUUAGUUAGAUUACAUUCAUUAAAGUAAUGUUAGUCCAAAUUCACACAAAUAGCUGAAAAUAUGUUGUGAGUGCUUCUGACUUCCUUGUUUGUGCGUCAUCCUCCCUCAUCAGUGGAGGUACAGGGAGCAGUAUGAACGCGCCAAGGACAAGUUCACCUCUGUUCUGGAGACCCCCUGGUAUGAUGCUCACAGACGCAGCAAGAAAAUCGGCGAUGUGAGUUUUGUUUACACUUUUUGUUUUGAGCGGUCAAAGCAUUUCUUGACAUUUACCUUAUAUACAGAUGUCCUUAGAGCUGACUAUGUUGAUAAUCAUUCCUUAGAUCAUCUACAAGAUGGAGUACAACAAGACCAAGGCUAAGGCCUACACCUUGCCAUUUGAUACUCCACACCAGAAUCACAUGAAGAGGGUCAAGGAGAUCACCAGCAAUGUAAGUACCUGUUUGAGGCUGUUGUCCACAGAAACAUAGAAGGCCAAAAUACUACCAGAAUUGUUCUGAUUGAUUGUGUAUUUUUCACUCAUCCUGCAGCUGAAGUACAGAGAAGUUUAUGAGAAGUGCAAGGCUCAGAUUAACAUUGACCCUGAGGCUCAUGAGAUCCGUGCUGCCAAGGAGGCCUACAAGAACAUCACCAACGUAAGUGUCUUUUGAGAAUCACCGAUCGCUUUCUCUUCACUGAUGGAUCAAAGUUAAACAACUGUUUUUGUCUUUCAGCUCGACUACAAGAAGAAGUAUGAAGCCACUAAGUUUAAGUGGAUGUGGACCACAGACAGACCUGACUUCCUCAAUGCCGCCAAGAACACCCUGCAACAGAGUGAUGUGAGUUGAAGCUUCUUUAAAUAAGUGUUUUUUAUUUGUGUCCCCACGUCAUGUAAACACGCUGCUCUAACUUGGCUCCAUUUGUUUGACCCGCAGGUUGAGUACAAGUAUGACAAAGAGAUGUUGAAGGGCUGUGUGAUUCCUGUUGUUGAUGACAAGUUCACGCUCCUGGCUUUGAAGAACGCAGAGAUGGCCAGCAUUGUAAGUUUUCCUUUGCCUUUAAUACUAUCAAAAAUGAUAACGUUUAAAACUUUGUCUCUUAAUAUUGCAUCUGUGCCCUGCAGGUCAAGUACAAGGAGAAGUAUGAAAAGGCAAAGGGCCACUAUAUUCCAGUUAAGGACACUCCUCAGAUCCUCCACGCUCAGGCUGUGCGCACUCUGGCAUCAGAGGUGAGCAACAGUUUUUUAAUAUUAUUAAAGGUUCCUCCACAUGUUAAGAAGUGAAUAAAUAUGAUAUGAACAAGUACAUGAACAAGUAAUAAGUUCUUCAUUUUCUUGCUCAGAGCAAAUACAAGGAGGCCAGUAAGAAGGACAUGCAUGUCAGCUUAUUCACCGUCAUGCCGGAGACUCGUGACACCGCCCACAGCAGGCAGAUCAACAAGCUCGUCAGCGGGGUACGACCCUCUUUUUUUCACAUUAUGAAUUCAACCAUCUCAUAAAUCAUUUAAAGCUUUUCUGCAGCCGGCCUCUCUUGACAUUCCUGUCUCACUUUACAGAAAGUGUACAAAUCCAAGUUUGAGAAGGAGAAGGGCAAGUCAAUUUAUAACCAGAUGACUGUUCCACCUGAUGUGCAGCAUGCCAUGGACGUGGCCAAGACUCAGAGCAGCGUGAGUCAUCUUCACAAAUGUGUCUCUGUUAAUACUGUUAAUAAUGUUAUAAUCUCUACACUGUCAUACCUCCACAGCCUCACCAUUAUUUUUUGGUUUUGCUAAAGCUGAUUUCUCUCUUGUUUUUUGUUCAAUCCCACAGCUUUCCUACAAGAAGGAUGCCAAAGCCAACCUGUCCUACACUUCUGUGGUUGACCGUCCUGACAUAAGGAAGGCUACCCAGGCUGCCAAACUGAUUAGUGGGGUAAUCUGCAAAUACACGCUCAAAACCUACUGUUUCUACUAAACUCCGGAAAAUUCAGGAAGUGUUUACUCGCCUCAUUUCUGAUCACUCUGUAAGCCUUACAUGAAGAUUUUUACAUAUUAAAGUACUGUAUGUCCUGUAACUCAUCUGUAAAAGCUGGGGUGUUUAGAAAUGAGACUAUGAAGUGAUAUCUAAGGGUCAGUGUUAAGAUUGAAACGUUUCUCGCUCACUCCUUCUGUUGGCGAAGCUCAACACGCUUUGUUACGUACUUGUCUGUUCUGUACUAUAGAAAUAUGGCAGUGCAACAUACUGAACCUAUGAAAAUUACAAUACAUUUCUACCAAGUCUGUUGUGCUAAAUACCCAUAAAUACUAGACAUUGUACCUUCAUAUACGAGCUAAGAAGAACCACGAACAUGUCCUUUAAGCAUGGACCCUAUGAAAGAAUCAUUUCGCAAACAAUUUUACAAUUUGUUGGAAAGAAAAUUGUUCAAAUUUGUUGUGCUAACAACACAGCUUGACAAGGGAAAACAAACACAAUAGGAAAUAAAUUUAAAAAACAGUGAAGACCAACAAGAUAGUUUCCACACAGUCCAGAGGUUCUUGUUUCUCUUGUCUCCACAGAUCGGCUACCGUGACAAGGCCCGUGAGGAGGCCGCCCGUGGAGGUUCUCUGCGCCACCGCCCAGAUAUCGCUCUGGCCACUGAAGUGUCCAAGCUAACCAGCCAGGUACACUGAGCCCAAUCCUCCUCUCUCCUUUUUUGUGAUAAAAACCAAGAUGCUGGGACAUAAUAAUGCUGUUUUUCAACUGUUACUAUCCUCAGGAAAUGUUUCCCUUUUAUUUCCACAUACUACAUGAUGUGGCUAAAAUCAGGGAGUGGUAUACCAGAGCAUCAACACCAGAGAAGCUUCCAUGAUCUAAUAUCUUUAGACUUGUUUUGCUGCAGUAGAUGCUUAGCAGUAGUUCUGUAGAUCUAACUUUACAACUACCAGCUCAUUCAUACCAGCGCUUCCUCUGCCAUUCUGCAUUAUAAUCCAUGCCUUAAUCUCUGAAAGAAUAUAUCCAUGUUUAACUGCUCAUGUCAUUGCAUUUGUCUCACCCCAUUCUUAAUCCUGCCCUCUAUAUCUGUCCUUCUUUCCUUCACUCUCCUUACUCCUCACCUCUCUCCUCUCCUCAUCCUCCAUAAUCUCAAAGUCUGUGUGUUCUGAUCCAUCCAUCUCACUGCGCUUUGUAGGUGGAGGCCAAGCCCUCCUUCCAUGGAGCAGCUACCUUUGAUACCCCCCAGAUGCGCCACAUUAAGAAAAUGAGUGCCGUGACUAGUGAUGUAAGGAGGUUCACGCCCUGAAAGUGACGGGCUGUAAUUCUAUGUCUGUCUAAUUUGUUGAUCUGUUGACUGAACAGUUUAUACCUGACUUUACGAAGAGCUGAAACAUUUACACACAAGAUUCGAUUCAGUUUUAAAUCCUACUACACUGCAAUCAUGAUCUAGCAAGGCAUUGUGUGCACCCUCUGCUCAUUUGCUUGCUUCCCAAGCUUUUGCUCCUUGCUUGACAUAGGUGGGCAUAUGCUGCAUUAAUACAAAAAUGUAAAUACUGUUUUGUUUUUCUUUUUCUGUCAAUCAGUGUGUUAAUAUUUGAACAUGUGAUAUGAGAUUUCUAUUAUUUGAAUAUGAAGAAACAUGCAUCUGAAUGUUUAAACACAUCUAAAUCCAGCAGGUAAUGUGGUGUGGGUUUUUUUCUUUUCCUUUCGGGGAAUUUAAAUGUUAAGUUUAUACAUGCUACUUAUUUUUGCUGCUGGAUUUACAUGUGUCUGGUUUGGUAAGAAAAUGUGAUUUCUCUGUGUCGCCCACUUUAAAAGCUAAACAUUCUCUUCUCUCCCUCUGAAACCUGACCACGAUCAUACCGUCAUACCUCUACCAUAUAUAUCCUGUUAUAUAUAUGAAGUUCAUGUUUGUCCAUGUUGAUCACAGAAUGCUCUUGUACAUCGAGAAUCUGCUGUCUCACGUCACUUAAAAUGCAUCUUGAGGACGAGUCAGCACGAAAAGUCACCACAUCGUUAUAAGCUAAAUGUGCAUUGAGAGCUGAUGGAGUCAAAUUUAAAUGCAACAGCUCUAAGUUGCAGUUGCAUCUUCAAAGUGAAAGGAGGAAAAAUUUGGAAUGAAAAACAGAAAUGAGCGCUCGCCUUUAGUUAGAAUGAGAAAGGAGCUUUUAAAUGUCACUUAAGACUCUUUUAGAUGCAUUUUAUUGUUUGAUAAGAAUUCAUCGUAAUUGAAUCUGAUACUCUUGUAUGCAAGGAGAUAGAUCCAAGUAGAUCCUCUGAUGUUUAUUUUUAAAUGUGGUUUAUUAAAAUAGUUUAAAUACUUUUAGGAAUAUAGUUUAAAGUUGAAGAAUUCCUCCUUAAAACUUAAACCUGACUUAAAUGAAAAAUUGGUGUUUGGACCCAUGGACAGCUUUGAGGGAUUUUAGUUUCAGUGCAAAGUAAAUGGUAAAUUGAUGCAUGAAAAAUAACCACAUUAUGAGGGUGAAAUAUUCAAUGUCUUGUAUAAAAAGGGAUGUAAACUAAACUUGUAGAGCUAAUUCUCUGAUGCAAUGUAUCUCUCGAGAGCCAAUGUCACUCAUCCCUUUUUAUACAUCGUUUUAAAAAAGCACUGUGCUGUUCUUCACGUGUUUCCAGUGUGAGAUGGAGCCUGCCUUCUUGAAAAGCUAAAGCACAUGCUAACUUUGACAUUUACACCAUGCAAACAGGUGAAGUACAAGGAGAAGUUUGACAAGGAGGUGAAAGGAAAGAGACCACAAUAUGACCUGAAGGAAAGUAAGAUUUACAAGACUUAUAAGGAUGCCAACGAACUCGCUAGUGAGGUAUGUGCUCACAUUAAUCCAUGCUUUUUAUUGACAAGAGGACACUAUUCAAUUAGAAGGAUAUAUUACAAUAUAAUCAAUACUAUCUGCAGGUGAAGUACAAGGGUGACCUGAAGAAGAUCCACAAGCCUGUGACUGACAUGGCCGAGUCUCUGUCCAUGCAGCACAACCUGAGCACCAGCAAACUGUCCAGCCAAGUAAGACAUCAUCAUCAUCGUCAUCAUCAUCAUUAACCCUCUCAUAUUCUUACCCAGGAGGCCUCUGCCUUAGUGACCCGUCCAUCUGAGUUUCAUUUAAUGUCGCUGGUGUCAUGUGUUUCCAUGGUAACAAUCCACACAGUAGAGUUUAAUGGUUGUCUCACAGGUUUAUGCACUAAAAUCAUCAUCCCAACAUUCAUUAAUCUGUGACCUCAUCUGGUAGUGACCCUUACCCUUCUUACCCAUCACCCUUCAACCUUUGACCUUCUGUAACCUCCACUCCCAGGCUGGUUUAGUUUCAUUUAAUCACUCCCGCAGAGAUAAUUUUUAUCGAUAACCUCUUAACCAAAUUCUCCUUUUUUCCAUUGAUUCUGGAUCAUCCAUUUUUUCCCCGCCAUUUUUCACUCAUACCUUUUUUUGUUUUGUCAGCAUCUCAUAGUUUUAGAAUUGCUGAGUGCUGUUUCACACAGUUAUGACAGUAUUCUUAUUUCUAUCUGGAUUAAUCUCUUUUUUUAAUACUGUGUACUUUAAGGGCAUACACUUUUUUUUUCUGGUGUGUUGCUCUGAGCUGUCUUACUUGACUGGAAAUUCCCUCAUAGUACGUCUACAAGAAGAAAUUUGAGGAGAGUAAGGGUCACUACCAUAUGAUUCCUGACACACCAGAACAGAUCCAUCUUAAGGAGGCCUCUGAACUCCAGAGUAACGUAAGUGGUACAGACACCAGGGGGGGUCAAAAUACACCCCAAAACACCUCUGUGGGUUUCACAAGUUCACCACGACUUUCUUGUUCAACAAAUGUUUGUGAAAAAUCUGCAGAAAUUCUUAUUCUUAUUCUGUCUUUUAAUGAGUACAACACAGAUUUUGCAACAGAUAGCUUCAGUUUGUGUUGGAUGUUUCAGAUGUACGAAAUCUGGUAAUGCAAACUUUAGUCUGCAUUUGCAGUAAGAAGAGAUCAUUUCUCAGUAUGAAAGUAAAAAUAUUUUACAGUGAGACAAAAUUCAUCUUGAAAUUAUGUUUGUUGAGUUGCUGUCAUUUGUAAAGCGUGUUUUCUAUAUGUUAUGCAUUAUUCCAAAACAAGGCAGUGCGGACUUUCUCAUCUAUCUGCAUUUACAGACCCUUUCCAAAAAAUUUAUAAUAUCAUGGAAAAGUUUAUCUGUUUCCAUAUUUCCUUUCAAAACAUUAAACUUUCAUAGAUUAUGGAUUCAGGGCCCACAAUUUAAAUGAUUUCAAGUAUUUAUUUGUUUAUUUUAACAUAAUUUAUUAUACUUUUCUAUUUGCAUACUUAAAUGUGUGGAAACUUGUAUGAAAUGUGAAAUAACUUAAUUCUGAAAAUGAUAAUGCAAUAUAGCAUUUCCAAAACAAAACUUAGAUUCCCUAAAGACAUGGAAAUGCACUUUAACACAUCUGCCACAAAAAAUGAAUACACAUGUAACGUAAACCAAUAUGCUGUGAUAAUUAGUGUAUAGAGUUUAGAAAUAAGCUGUAUCACUUUGAUUUCUUUAUAAACUCUCAGUUGAAAACAGCUGACAUGACUUUCAAAUGGACUAUUCCAGGUGAAAUACAAGGAGAAGUAUGAGAGGGAGAAGGGUAAACCCAUGCUGGACUUUGAGACACCCACGUAUGUGACUGCUAAGGAGGCCCAGCACAUGCAGAGCCAGGUAGGCGCUGAGUCUGUCUGUCUCCUCUGUGUUGAAACUGCUAAAAAUGUAAAUCUCUUUUCAUGGCUCCUCUCUCAGCUGGAAGACUCUUCAGUGUCUGCUAACUUGUAUUGUCAUACUUCUUGCUUUCCACUGAUAUGCUUAAGCCUGUUACAUGUUCUGCUGUUGCAUACAGGACGUAUCAGAAGUUUUGAAAUGACCUUUUACAAUGUCUUCAAUGCCAGUUUAUUCAAUCAGGCCUGUGUUUUUAACAAAAACUAGUUUUUUAGGUUCAUUUUUUGAGGAUCUCUGUUAGAUUACACAGUCUCUCUUGCGGCUUUACAUUUUUUACUCAUAGCUAGCUGUGUCCAGAAAAGUGUAUGGCAGAAGGCACUGUAAAAUGUGUUGAAAAAAAUGGCACAUUUAGUAUUUUCGCUCUAUUAUUCUGUGUAUAUAUUAAGUUCAGACUCCUCCCUCUCACGCUGCAGAUGUGGGAAAGGUAUAGUAUUUAUUUAAGCACAUAGACAUAUCUAUCACAUUUAAUAAAAAAUGCAUUUUUUGUAAUAGUUGCAUGCAGCCUAUAUCAUAGGCUCUCAAAGCAUUUAGUUAAACUGAUUGAAAUAUACAGUAUUUUUAACACUUGAUCAGAGCUACAGAUUUCAAACACUAGAAUAACUUUAUCACAAAAAAACACCAUAUUUUACAAACACAUUCAUGCUUUUACACAAAAAUUAAACACUGUUAAGACUGCCGGUUCAGACCGGACUACGGUGCCAGCCAGGAGGAGGUAACUGCAUUAUGAAUCAGCUCUGCUUGCAUGUUAUUAUAUGUGCUCUGUCUGUCCCCUGUCUUAUCUUCACGGCUGAUAGAAAGACUAUAAGAAGGACUUUGAGGAGAACAUGAGGGGCAAGAACCUCUCAGGCUUGGAGGUCACCCCCGCCAUGAUUCAUGUCAGACACGCCACCAAAAUAGCCAGUGAGGUAAAGGAUAGUUUUUACCUGACAUCCCACCCUUUUACCUCACCCUUGAUUUAAUAUCAUACUAAGUAGAGCCUGACCGGUAGGGGCGAGGAAAAAUGAGAGAUUACUUAUUUGGCACUUAGGAUAGUUUACCUUUUUUUGCCUUUUUACUGGUUUUGUUAGCACUUAAAGUUUUUCAGAAAGCUGCAUUUUUAUACAGUGAAUUUUGAUAACAGAAUAUGUAACGUCAUACUGGGCAUUAUAAAGAUUUUGUAUAACAGUCAGCACCUAUACAACAACAGCUCUAUAACAGUUGUAGGCAGUAUGAGUAUUAUCCAUGUAUUGGUUGGGCUCUAUCACUAAGAUUACAUCAUACCCACUUUCUUUUGACCUCUCCUCCUUUAACUCUCUGGGUUUUUUCCUCUUGUAGGUAAACUCAUGCCAAUAAAUUAUAGUCCCUUUGCAUGUUUCUCAACACUACAGAGCCAUAAACUAUUAAUUCACCAACAUUCAUCCAUCUCCCUUUUCUCCGAACCUCUGACUUGUGGCAGAGUUGUUAAUAUUCUUUAUCCAUCCUGUGACAUUUUGAUCUCCUCAUUCCACAACCAGAAGAAAAAUUUUAUCUGUUAAAAUUCUGUCUUCUGUCUGCAUGUUGCUGUCAUGAUUUUGUGGUAAAAUGUUAAAUGGUGUUGUUGUUUGUUCUUUGUGAUAAAAUGACGUUUUCUUGUCUUUUAUCAGGAUUCUUGCCAAAGUCACCAAUGCCUCCACUCUCUCUGUAAAGUUUUGACUGACACUUACAGUCUUUUUGUUUCAACUACAAUCUUAUAAUCUAAAUUGGCCUCUCUUUCUGGAGACUUGGUGACUUUGAGCUCUAAGGGGCCAGUAUCAGAGCUUGCCCGCUGUACUGUCUGUCUUUAUGCUUUGUGUGGCCUGCCUGUGUGCCCUUCCUUGUCUGCAGUCUCUCUGUUCUUCUUCCAUCCUGUAGAGAGAGUACAGGAGGGAUCUAGAAGAGGGGGUGAAGGGUAAAGGGCUCACUGUACUGGAGGAAACUCCGGAGCUUUUGAGAGCAAGGAAUGCCACUCAGAUCCUGUGUGAGGUACGGCAGACUGGGAGGUGAUGGAGGCAGCAUCACAGCCUCGACCGUGUGCCUUCCCACAAUCCCACCAUCCUGCUCUUGGUGCACCAUCUGCUGAAACCUGUCCCCUUUACUAAGCUUCAUGAUCACACUAAAAGGGCAGCAGCUGUGUUUGACUUGUCCCCGCUUGAUGACAACACUAAUUUUCUGGCUCUCUCCUUUUUCCAAUGUUGUGUCAUGACUUUAUCCUUACCUCCACCCAGUUGAAUUUUCACUUAAUUUUACCUUCUACUUUUGUUCUUUUAAAAAUCUGAAAAUUGCUCAAAAAAAUCAACCUCAAUUGUUCAUUUGGUGACAAUUUUUUUAUUUAUUUAUUUUAUUUUAUUUUUAUUUUAUUUUAAUUUUUGGUUUUUAUUUAUUUAUUUAUAUAUUUAUAUUUUUUAUAUAAUUUUUUUUCUAGUAAAAUGGACGUUUGGUGUUUUCAGGAAUUUAUUUAGCAUUUGUUUAUGUUAAAAUUGUUUUGUUAAAACAAUUUUAACUCUGUUUUCUGUGCACUGAGAAGGCAGGGAGAGUAGCAGCAAAGACCAUGCUGACUCGAAAAGUCACUUUUUAAAUAAUUAAACCGUCAAUGAGAGCUCCCAGGAGUUCCGUUUUUUAGUAUGCUUCAUCAUUUUGGAUCCAACCCCCUGAGAGAUGUUCAUGUCUAGGUUUGAUUAUUUUACACAAAUCUUGGACCUACUUCAUUUUGGACAUAAACUCAUAAAAACCGUAAGAAAACUUGGUGUUAUUAAGCUGAGAUUUUUGUUUUGUUUUGUCAAGUUUGUGCUCCAGGUACUGUUGAAGUUGAUUUUUGGAGUGCAGGAGAGGGUUACUACUGAACAGUAACCAACUGAAAUAGUGUAUAGUUUAACACCUUUAACAAAAGGUCCUUAACCACUGUUGUUUUGGGAGUUUUGAAUGACAUUCACCUUCAUUUUAGUGUCCAGUUCCCUGUGUUCCUUUAAAACUCCUAAUUUCUUCUCUUAAAAAUAUUACCACUCCCAUGAGGCUUCAUUGGUUUGCAGCCCCAGCUGCCCCUGACAUGAAUGAUCAAAAAUUCUGUCCUAUCUGCUCAUCAUUUCUGCUGUUUCUAUAAAGCCAUAACUUCUACAUAACACUUUAUGGUCUGUAAUGUUUUCAGAGAGAGUACAAGAAGUCGCUGGAGCAGGAGAUUAAGGGCAAGGGAAUGUUGGCUUUGGCUACAGACACCCCAGACUUCAUGAGGGCCAGGAACGCUACUGACAUCCUCAGUCAGGUCUGGAAAUUGGUUUUGAGUGUGUGAGACAUUGUUGUAGUUAUGAUUUCAGUCUGUUUCUGUGCUGAGGGGAUUUUCUGUCCUUUAGACUAAGUACAAGCAGACCGCUGAGAUGGACAGGGCCAGCUACACGACCGUCAUCGACACCCCUGAUAUCAUCCAUGCUCAGCAGAUGAAGAACAUUGUCAGCCAGGUAAACUCCAGAACGGUGUCUCCGAAAAACCCUCUUCUUUUGUCUCUGAGGAGAGAUCUUUUCAUGAUUAAAAAUCCUGGUUUUCUUCAACAGAAAAAGUACAAAGAAGAGGCCGAGAAGACCAUGUCUCACUAUGUGCCGGUGCUCGACACUCCAGAGAUGCAGAGAGUCCGUGAGAACCAGAAGAACUUCAGCACUGUAAGUAAUGUGUUUGGAUUAGGACAGCAUGUCUACACGGUGGUAGAUUUUCAGAUGUAGACCUGCAUCUUUGACUUAAAACUGCCCUGUGUAUGUCUCUACGUCUUUUGUAAAGUAUUAUCCUGAAUACUUUGUUCUCUGGAUUGUAAGUGUAAUGCCUGCUCUUCUCUAAUGUAGCUGCCACUGUUGUAAAUGAAGCAUUUAAAUAUGUGAAAAAAAAGCUUCACACAAAUCUUGACAUGCAAGAAAGGCACCUCUUUUUGCUCAAAUGCCUUUUCUCUUUUCUGUUUUCCACCUUUUCAUAUCCUUCUAUUUAGUUAUUUGUUCAUGUGAAACAUUUUAACUGCACCUUUUGUUUUUCUCUCUGUAGCAUCAAUACCAGAUUGACCUUAAAAACAUAAAGGGCAAAGUGUCUGCCGUACAGGACACUCCUGAAAUUCUACGUGUUAAAGAGAAUACAAAGAAUAUCAGCUCGGUACCUACUCCUACCGACCUUUUUUCUUUAACAUUCUUAAAUAACACACCUUGUUUUCUAUUUUCUUUGACAUUUUGGUUUACUUUUUUAACUUUCUUCCCUCAUCUAUAACAAAUCCUGACAUGCAGCCUUUAUUUCUUUGGACCAAAUAGAUAAUAUUUUAUCCUUUGCAGCAUUUUAAUUCAUGCAACUAACUGUUGUUCUGUAGAGUAACAUGUGGAUUUGAUAGUGCAGAGCUUGUGUGUUGUUGUUGUUGUUGUUGUUGUUGUGUAUUUUGUGGUAAAAAAAAUGUGCAAGUGUCCAGAAAAGUGUGUCCCUUUAAAUGUUGUUGUUUAUGUUUGUUUUAAAUGUGUGUGUUUAUGUGUGUUUUGAGUUUGCAUCAAAGUUUAAUCAAGGAAAUGAAAUGAAUCUCGUCCUCGCUAUUGAAAAGUUAAAAGCAGGUUAACCUCUGGUUGCUGCUUUCAUUCCUGGUUCAUGUUAAGAUUCAGUACAAAGAGGAUUUGGGUGGAGGAACAGCUUUGCCGGAAACUCCCGAGAUGGAGAGAGUUAGACGCAACCAGCAGAACAUUAGCACGGUACUCCACAGAGUGACCCUGCCCUCCUUCAUCUCCUCCUCAACCUGCCUCUCUCCAACCUGAUCCCUCCUUACCUAAUCAUGUCCCCUACCAUAACUCCAAUGGUGCUUUACGUCACAUGGCAUAAUCUCUUAAAACGGUUGUUUUUAUUUCUGUUCUCCAGUUUUAUUUCAAUGAUAAGUUCAGCUAAUUGAUUUACUUAUUACAAGACUGAACGGAGCCCUCAAAGAUUCUGUUUUUGUUCAACUAUAAUAAUGUAGAAAAGUGGCUUUAAUGGAGAUGAUGCAGGGAGACAUCCAAACAGAGUGCACACCAUGCAUGGGCUCUAUUUGAGGAAGGGGUGUAUCCUCCUUCAUGCUGCUGUUUUGAAGACUAGAAUUUAGUACUUUUGUUGACACUAUCUUUAUUUUUUAGCUAGUAAAAAGACAAUAUUUGGAAAAUAGAGUGGAUUCAAAAGAGGUUAGUCAGUGAUUCCCUGUAGGGUUACGAUUUUUUGGGUUACGAUUUUUGUUGUUGUCACAAGCUUCAACUAUUAAAUUUCUGCCAUAAUAAUUGUACGAUUUAAAAAAAACUGUAAUGACUCACUUUGAAAGUAAGAUCCUUAUCUUAAAUUGACAGAGGCCUGGUAGGUCUUGUUUACAUUAUUUAACAAUCUGUAUCAUAAACUGAGACUUUGGGGGCUCUGUAGGAUUUUUGUCUCUUUUAUCAUAACUCAUUUUACAUGAAUUCAAAGAGGAAACUUAAUGGGGUAUCAUCGAUACCUAAGAUAAAAAAUAACACACCAAACUACCUCUGAGAUACUUGAUAAUCUGUUGUCUCAUAGUGUAUGUUCUUGUUGUUGUGAGUGGAUGGAGCUGUCAGUGUCUACAGUAUUUGUGCUUUUGUUUGUCUCUGUCUCACUCUGUAUCUAUGUGACUUAUGUAAUGGGCAGAUACAAUACAAGGACUCUGUGGGUCAAGGCACUGCCAUACCAGACCUGCCCGAGAUGAAGCGGGUCAAAGAUACCCAGAAGCAUAUCAGCUCGGUAGAGAAAGACUGCAGUGAUUUUGAUUUUAAUUUCAGAUUUUUCAUUUUCUUUCUCAUUAUAAUCUGCCGCAUUUAAUCUUUGAUUUAAUUAAUUUGAUGAAGUAAAAUCCAUUUUAAAAAGUACAAGAAGACAUUUCGAAACCUAACAUAUGAUGCGUUGACUGGACCACCGCUAAAAUCUAAGAAAACCUUCAUAAAAACUCUGUUAUUGUCAGCUGUACAAAGAAAAUUAUGUUGUUGUUGUUGUUGUUGUUUGUUGUUGUUUUUAUGAGUGGAUGGAUCUGUCAGUGUCUACAGUAUUUGUGCUUUUGUUUGUCUCUGUCUCACUCUGUAUCUGUGUGACUUAUGUAAUGGGCAGAUACAAUACAAGGACUCUGUGGGUCAAGGCACUGCCAUACCAGACCUGCCUGAGAUGAAGCGGGUCAAAGAUACCCAGAAGCAUAUCAGCUCGGUAGAGAAAGACUGCAGUGGUUUUAAUUUUAAUUCUGAUUUUUCAUUUUCUUUCUCAUUAUAAUCUGGUGCAUUUAAUCUCUGAUUUAAUCAAAUAAAUGAAGUAAAAUCCAUUUAAAAAAAAUACAAGAACACAUUUCAAAACCUAACUUAUGCUGAAUUGACUGAGCCACCACUAAAAUAUAAGAAAAUCAUCAGAGUAACACCCUGUUAUUGUCACCUGUACAAAGUAUAUGAUGUUAUUGUUGUUGUUGUUGUUGUUGUUGUUGUGAGUGGAUGGAGCUGUCAGUGUCUACAAUACUUGUUGUGCUUUUGUUUGUCUCUGUCUCACUCUGUAUCUGUGUGACUUAUGUAAUGGGCAGAUACAGUACAAGGACUCUGUUGGUCAGGGCACUGCCAUACCAGAUCUGCCUGAGAUGAAGCGAGUCAAAGAUACCCAGAAGCAUAUCAGCUCGGUAGAGACAAAACAGACUGCAGUGGUUUUAAUUUGUUCUAAUUUUUAAUUUUUCUGUCUUAUUGUAACCUUCUGCCUCUAACAUCUGAUUCAAUCAAAUUAAUGAAGUAAAUUCCAUUUAUAAAAAAAUACAAGAACACAUUUUCAAAUCUAACUUAUGUUGAAUUGAUUCAAACCGCCACUAAAACAUAAAAAAACCUUCAAAAUAACUGUUAUUGUCAGCUGUACAAAGUAUUUGAUGUUAUUGUUGUUGUUGUUGUUGUUGUGAGUGGAUGGAUCUGUCAGUGUCUACAGUAUUUGUUGUGCUUUUGUUUGUCUCUGUCUCACUCUGUAUCUGUGUGACUUAUGUAAUGGGCAGAUACAAUACAAGGACUCUGUGGGUCAAGGCACUGCCAUACCAGACCUGCCCGAGAUGAAGCGGGUCAAAGAAACCCAGAAGCAUAUCAGCUCGGUAGAGAAAAAACAGAUUGCAGUGGUUCUGAUUUUAUACCCUGUCAUAUCAUCUCCCAAAAUGCCCAUGACCUUUCCCUACUUGACUUCUCAGUCCCUGACCGUUUACAGUUGUGGUUUUACCUCCUCCAUCCUAACAAACCAUGGCUGAUGGUUUAAAUUUUCUUGUUCAGUUUUGUACAAAAUCAUAAUUCCCCUCAUUUCCCACCACCAGAUUAUCCCACAUGUACUGGAUUUUAUUCCCUAACUUUGGCCUUUUUCCCCUCUUCAGUUGGAAGCUAACCCCGGUUAAGUAUGUGUCACAAUAUUUUUUACUUUCUCCUGUCUCAAUUUAAAGAAUCUAUACAAGGAAGGAGUGGGACAAGGCACAUCCAUAUCAGAGACCCCUGAGAUGGAGAGAAUUAAACGCAACCAGCAAAAUAUCAGCACGGUACUCCACAGAGUGACCCUGCCCUCCUUCAUUUCCAUUUUCAACCAGUUUCCCCUCCAUAUUCCCCCCUUCUGUCUGAGACAAUAACCAGAUCUCUGAGCUCAUGUAACAAUCAUUCUUCCAGGAUUAUUUUGUCACUUAGACACAUUUUUUGAUUCGUUUUAAGAAGAUUUUGCAGAUGCCUUAAUGGCCUUCAGGUUUUUUUUUUUUUAAGGUGUACAUCUAAGCUUUGUUUCAAAGCACUUAAGUGUUGGUAUUUUCCAGAUCAUUUCAUAAAUGUGAAUCAAUCUUAAAGUUUUCAGUUGCCGUAAUUUGACGUUUCUUCUAUGGGCUUCAUUAACAGCUUCAUCCUUAGAAACACAUGGACUCCCAAACCACCUGCUGUUUAAUUUAUAUGACCUCAAGGUUAAAAUGCAGUAUGACAAUACAAUACAUGAAAUAACAAUAAGAUUCCCUAUUAUAUUAUUUAACGUUAUACUUUUACCCCCAUAUAUCCUUAGUUGCAAACAUUCAGUAGUUUUGACUGAAGAUUUAAUGUCUACAUCAUGUAAAACACCUGUUUCAUUUUUCUAUCUCAUUAUAAUAAUCUGCAUCUAAUCUCUGAUUUCAUCAAUUCAAUAAAAUGAAAUCCAUUUUUAUUUAUUCAAGUCAACAUUUCCAAAUCUAACUUAUGUUAAAUUGACUGAACCACCACUAAAAUAUGGAAAAUCAUCAAGGUAACAUCCUGUUAUUCUCAGCUGUACAAAACAUAUGAUAUUGUUGUUGUUGUUGUUGUGAGUGGAUGGAACUGUCAGUGUCUACAGUACUUGUUGCACUUUUGUUUGUCUCUGUGUCUAUGUGACUUAUGUAAUGGGCAGAUACAAUACAAGGACUCUGUGGGUCAAGGCACUGCCAUACCAGACCUGCCUGAGGUGAAGCGGGUCAAAGAUACCCAGAAGCAUAUCAGCUCGGUAGAGAAAAAAGACUGCUGUGGUUUUUGAUUUUAUACCCCUUUAAUACCCAAAAACCACCCUCUGAAGAUAAUAAUCAUCUUUAAGCUCUGGUUUUCCCUCCUCCACCCUAACUAAGCUUUCUUUACAAGCUUUGGUUCAUAACUUAUGAUUGAAACCAGAUUAUCACAGCAGCAUAAUUUUUCCAUUUCUACCUCCUUCACUGUUUUUUUUCUUCAAUUUUUAAUUCCUUUUUUUCUGAACCAAAAACUAACCUGAUUUUUUCCCUAAAUCAGACUUCAUUUUUCAUGGCUAUCUUAUUAUAAUUCCCAUUUUCCACCUUCUCUGUAAUAAAUCUAACUUCCCUUUGAGUGUGUUUUCUUCAUAUUUGACUUUUUAUGCUGUCCUGUUUAAAGCUUCAGUACAAGGCAGGAGUGGGACAAGGCACGUCAGUAUCAGAGACCCCCGAGAUGGAGCGAGUUAAACGCAAUCAGCUCAAUAUUAGCACGGUACUCCACAGAGUGAUUCACACAACCAUCCGCUCCUUUUCCUCACUCUUCAUCUCACCAAAAAAAAGCCUGUCAUAAUAACUAUCCUGAGGUUCCACCACCUGCUGAGAUGUCCGAAUAUAUCUGUGCUUAUCACAUCAAACCCAUCACGCAGAUUUAACACAAACAAGACUCUCGAGGGUCGAAUUAACCAGCUUUUUCAUUCCUCAGGAGAAAAGUGUGUGUUUUAAUUCUUGGUUUCAUUUCUGCCGUGAGUUUUGGUGCUGUGCCGUGUCUCUGCCGCCUUUUUAUAAACUGCCUCUGAUUAACUUGAUUCUCCUUAUUCCCUUCUACUCUUCUUUGCACAAUCUCAAACCAUCUGGUGAGUAGAUAAAAUACAAGGACCUUCCGGCUCGAAGCACAGCUAUUCCGGACCUUCCCGAGGUGCAGAGGGUCAAACAAACCCAGAGGCACAUCAGCUCGGUAGUGGAACAAAACCGAACCAUGUGUGGUCUUAACUGUUGAGCGUGGACAGUAGUACCCACUUUAAGCUUCUCAUACUGCUUCAUCCCCUCCCUCCUUCAUCAACCCUUGAUGAUUCCCUGAGCUCCAUCAUCACCGCUUCAACCCUAAUGCCGCCUUAAUUCCAUCCACGCUGCUCUCUCUUUUUUUGUUUUCUCCUCUUACUUUUUUAAGUCAUCUUUAAUCUUCAACCAUCAACCCCUAAAGCUGAAUUAAACUCCCCCUCUUUAGUGUGUGAUUGAUUCCCCAAUUUCUUUACACAGUACUGUUUAACCUGCUUUACUUCACAGCAAAUGACAAGCUAAAUCUUCUGCUGAAGCGUGAUGGGUGUGUUUUGUUUUUUUGUGUUUUAUUUUUCUUCUUGUGUGUUUCUACAACAGAGAUCCUGGCGGUUUUUUAUGGGAGCCACCAGGAUGAGUCACUCUAUAGGACCAAUUUCUCAGACGUUUAUCUCAAAAGCAAACCAAUCCUACUUUGACUGAGAGAAAUUUCCUUCUCUGAGAUUAUCCAAUCUUGGAAAUUCCCUAAAAUAUUCUUUCUGUCUGUAUCCUCUUAAGAUUUUGGAGUCUACGAAACCAGUCCUAUAGGUGUGUGGUCUGUGAACUGAUCAGUGUGUCUUACUGGCCCCUUUGGGUGCUGUGCUUCUGUCCUGUAGGUGUUGUAUAAAGACAGUUCAGCCAAAGGAACUCCUGUGGUGUUUACUCCUGAGAUGGAGCGAGUCAAAAGGAACCAAGAGAACAUUAGCUCGGUACCUCCAGAACCACGAGAAAUGUUCUACCUCUACCCUGGUUAACCCUUUCCUAACUGAGUUCUCCCCUGGCUGGAGUUAAUUGUAUUAAUUCACCCCUCUGCACUCUCUUUUUUAAAUGUUCUUAACACCACCAGCUGUGGUAUCAUCAUGCUAACCUCUCCUGUUGUCGAAACCGCUCCACCUCCCACCUGACUGAAGAUGUGGACGUAAUCUUGUUUGUUUUAAGUUCCUCUAAAUAGAAAUCCCUUCCCUGCUAAUUCAUUUGUCUGAAAUCCCAAUAAUAUCCCAGCUUCUUCUGUCGGCAGCUGUGUGUGCCCUCUUACCAUUACGCCACACCCUUUGUGCUGUGGAUGCUAACGGCUACUGUAUGAUGGCUUUAGAGUUUGACACGCAUCAGAAACUCACUGCUCUUCUUUAAACUCAACUCUUCACCAGGUGCUGUACUCUGACAGCUUCCGUAAGCAGGUCCAGGGCAAGGCCGCCUUCGUCCUGGACACACCCGAGAUGAGGCGCGUCAGGGAAACCCAGCGCAUCAUCUCUGGAGUAAGAUGUUAUGGUUAUCAUGCCACAGUGUAUUAACUCAAUUUAAUCUGUUAUUUUACACCCGAUGAAAAGAUGAACGGUAACUCUUUACAAUAACCAUGAUUUAUAAACGGUAAACAGAUCGUUUAUAAAUGUUUAAUCAUCAUUGAAAAACAGCAUAUAGACCAAUUUUAAAUGGCAAAUAGAUAGUUUAUUAAUGUAAGUUAAUAGUUACUUUACCAUUACAAGCAAUGAAAUUAUGAUUAAUAAUUAUCAUUAAUUAUUAAUGGACUAUUUAUUAAAGGUUUAUAUAGGGUUUACAUAUUGGUUGUAAAACAUCUAGAUUAAAAUGUGUGUCAGUAGCACUUUGUAAAUGGUUAAUAUUGGGUUUUUAAACCAUCUAUAAACAUUAAACUGAUGUUUGUAAUACUUUGUAAAUGAUGAUUAAAUAGUUUAUAACCAUCUAUAAACAUUACUUAGAUGAUUAUAGUAAAGUUAGAGUUAGGGUUAGGUUUCUUAAAUUGUAAAAUUUACAAUUUAUUAAUAGUCUAUAUGCUAUUUAUAAAUGAUGAUUGUAAAUUGAUAAACUAUCUGCUUACCAUGUAUAAAUGGUCUAUUUACCACUUAUAAGUUAUGGUUAUUGUAAAGUAUUACCAGAUUAAUGAUUGAAUGAAUGAAUGAAUGAAUGCCUUAUUUCGAAUAUGCAAUAAAGAAAACAGAGUAUAGGUAGUAACCAUACACAAACACAUACACAUUUAAUCCUACUCCUUUUAUCAGCAGUUCCUAUAGUGAUAUUUUAACUUUACAUAUUUAUACAUAGUCACACACUUAAUAUUCCACAUACAUAUAAUGCUUAAUUUCUGUACAUAUAAUCCAACUCUACUCAAACACUGAAGAGGACAUUACAUAACAAGAAAAUAUAUAUUUUAUAAGAUAAGAAAAAGGCGGGUGUAUGAAAACAAAGCCAUGGAGGGGCGCCUGUUCCAGCUCUACCUCCCCAUAUAUCCUCCUUUAUGUGAAAGAAGGGAGGAGAGAAAACAGAUGGAAGAAUCUGUCUUCUACCUUCCUUUUAUCUACCCAAUUUAAUCAUGAAAAAGGUAAAACAACAUUGUAAGCGUAUACAGGUGAGGUAGCACCAAAACAAGAGAGGAGAGUAAGGAGAGAGGAAACUACUCACCAACAAAGACGUACAUUGAUGAAUUCAGGAGUAACACCUCUAUAGUGGCUUCAAUCCUGAAACGAAACAGCUGUAUUCAUUCGUGGUCUGUGACCCCCCAGGUGAGAUACCACGAGGACUUUGAGAAGACCAAGGGCAGCUUCACCCCCACCACCUCUGACCCCGUGACAGAACGUGUCAAGAGGAACACUCAGGACUUCAGCGACAUCAGCUACCGCGGCAUCCAGAGACGCGUGGUGGAGAUGGAGAGGAGACGUGCCAUCGAGCAUGACCAGGAGACCAUCACUGGUACACUCAGAUGAUAAUUCAGAUCCUGUUAUUUUAUAAACUUAAUAAUCAAACCUCAAAGUUAGGCAUAAGUACAUAGAUUAUUCUCCGGUAUCAGACGCUUGGCUCACUCUGUAUUUGACACUCUGUCCUCAGAUCUGCGUGUGUGGCGCACAAACCCCGGUUCCGUGUUUGACUAUGAUCCUGCUGAGGACAACAUCCAGUCCAGGAGUCUGCACAUGAUGUCAGGUAAGGAAACUCAAAGGUCAGUCGUUCAGGGACGGGUCGCUGUGGAAGCUUUUGCCACUUUUAUUUUACUUUAACCGGGCAGAUAAUCAGACAAACAUUUACAGUAUCUUGCUGUAUUUUAUGAGACUUGAAACCAGCUGUUAAGACCAUAAUAGAUAAGGGAAAAUAUUCACUGAGGUCAUCAUUGAGAUGUUUUCUCAAGUCUGACUAUGAAAUUAAACAGUUUCCUACAAGCCGUGCCAAGUUUGAUGUUAAAAUGAUGUUUCUGUAAAAUCCUGAAUGACUGUAUCUGUUUCAUGUUUUCACAGUUCAAGCUCAGCGCCGCAGCAAGGAGCACUCCCGCUCCACCAGCGCCCUGAGCGGUCUUGCUGAUGAGAAGUCUGAGGUGUCUCAGGAUGCCGACCACCACCUGUCCCUCUACAGCAACGGCUUCAUGGCCUCCUCUAUGGGUAACAGAUCACAACCCCCUUCAGUGACUUUUUACACAGAAGUAGGACUGUUCAUUUCUUUCUGUUCUUUCAUGUGUGUGUUUUUAUCUCCUGCAGGUUACCAGCAAGCUAAGACUGUGGAGCUGCAGCAGAGGUCCUCAUCAGUGGCCACCCAGCAGACCACCGUCUCCUCCAUCCCCUCACACCCCUCUACCACUGGAGUAAGUAACCCACAUGCUGGUUGAACAUGAACACAGCGAGCUUAGCGCCUCUAACCGACCUAUUUCUCUCUCUCUGUGCAGAAAACUGUGCGUGCCAUGUACGACUACAUGGCGGCCGACAACGACGAGGUUUCCUUCAAAGAUGGUGACGUCAUUGUUAACGUGCAGUCCAUCGACGAGGGCUGGAUGUACGGCACUGUGCAGCGCACCGGCAAGACCGGCAUGCUGCCAGCCAACUACGUUGAAGCAGUUUAAAGAGAAAAACCCGCCCAUCGUCCCUCCAGAGUGGGCGAGACGCAUCCACAGGGCAAACCAACGGAUCUCCUGUGAUCACUAAUGUGGCUUAGUGCAAUGUGUAGCUCUGUACGUGUAUUUGAUUGUGUUGUUUUUCUUGUUUGGUCUGUUCUCAUUCAUAUGCUGCUGCUCAUGUUGCCUGUGGAUGUGACAUAUGCAUCAUGACGUGACACAUAUAAAUACUUCUGACUCUGCAUACUACUAAAGACAGACUAUUUAUAUGGUUUGAAGACGCUACUUGAGGAUAAGCAAGACUCACUUGUGUACGUCCUGGCCCAUUCUUGUGUAAAUUAAAACGUUCUUCCAUAUAUAUAAUAUAAAUAUAAACAUUGGUUGUCUGAAGUCUGGAAAAGAAUAAUCAACUCAAAUAGUUCUAGCUUAAAUUUCGCCUUAAAUGGAAUCUACAGGGAGACAGAAAGAUGAUGAAACGUAAAAGGAGUUAGUCACCACCUACCUCCUCCACGAUGAAGCCGCUCCUGAAGAGUUGAACCACACAAGCCUCAGUCUUCCCUCCUUGAUACCGAAGGCUUGUGACUAAUAUAAUAUUAAGUGUGUUUUUUGUGUCUUCCGAUUAUGUAGGUCCUGGAAUAAAACACAUCCUCUACCUUUAAUCAGUAGCUAAUAAAGCACACCAAGCUCCUGCA